This is a messenger RNA of Drosophila gunungcola (fruit fly), 68273 nucleotides long. RefSeq lists its product as uncharacterized. Gene Ontology annotation, molecular function: zinc ion binding; 4 iron, 4 sulfur cluster binding; calcium ion binding. The record is from RefSeq and is a predicted model, not a curated record. Gene Ontology annotation, cellular component: nucleus. The transcript has 76 exons. The coding region runs from base 871 to 66243 and encodes 21790 amino acids. Lineage: Eukaryota; Metazoa; Arthropoda; Insecta; Diptera; Drosophilidae.
CAAUUAAAAGCAAAAAUAAAGCCAUUAAGAGCAUCUGUGAUUGGAGUGUCUUCGAUUUGCUGUAGCUCGCGAUAAUUUGGAAAUUGGAAAUACGAGCUGCCGCAUUGCAUUUCGUGAUUUCCAAUCGCGGGGAUAGGAAAACAAGAAACCGCAUUUGCCACAUUUAUCACGCACAUAUAUCAGAUUGUCAGCCAAAGGGAGCUGCCCAGGAAAUCGCAGUCGGGGUGUUAACCCAAGAGCAAGUCGAAACCCGAACUCGAACCCGAAUCCACCAAAUUACGCUCAUUUCGCGGCCACAUAAAUUUAUCGGGCAUCACAGAACAUAAACAUAAGGCCCAGGAAACUGGGGGCCAGCUUUAAUUAAGUGAUCAUGAACAUGAGCAAACACAAAUCGCCAAAGGCCGGCGGUCUUGGAUCUGCAAACGGGCAGAACAAGAUUAGAAGCGCCUGGCUGCCGAGCUUCAAAUGUCGUUAGAACGGAGCAAAUCUUUCUGGACCCGAGCCAAUUCCCUUUAUGGCCAAGUCAGCAAACAAGACGCCAAAUCCCCGGACUUCAAGACCAAAACUUCCUCCUCCUGCAAACUGCAAACGGCAAACGGCAAAGCGCAUGUAAUUUGGCUCAGAGUGUGUAUUUUAUUUAAGCGUUUAUUAGCUGAUAAACCGAAAUAGAUAAAUCGCCUGGUGCAAUCCUUGCCUGCCUUUUUACCUUUAGCCCGUUGAAGGUUUUAUGGCCAGCCGAGGGCGCUGUUUUCCAGUUUCCACUCGCAGAUAGAUAAUGGCAAAUAUUUUUACACACGUUGAAACAUUCACGCCGGCUUAAGAAAGUUGUUUGCUCACGCCCAUCUGCAGCUACAGUGGAACUUCUCAAAAAUGAAAAUAUUUUUGCCACUAGUCACGUGGAUAGUGCUACUACUCUCGAGUGCAGUACAUUCACAAUAUUCACAACAACCGCAACCAUUCAAGACGAACUUGAGGGCGAAUAGUCGGUUUCGCGGCGAGGUCUUUUACCUGAACCUCGAGAAUGGCUACUUUGGCUGCCAAGUCAACGAGUCCACCGAAUAUUUGCAGCUAUUCAACCUAUCGAAACUAUGCGACGGCACCCAAGAUUGUUUUCUGGGUGCCGAUGAGCUGAGCAAAGAGCUCAAAUGCACAAAUGACUGUGAUAAGGAUGGCACCCAGUGCACACAUGGCGCGUGUUUGAACGGCGUCUGCCAUUGCAAUGACGGCUACGGCGGUUGCAAUUGCGUGGACAAAGAUGAGAACGAAUGCAAACAGCGGCCGUGCGACGUGUUCGCCCAUUGCACAAACACACUGGGCAGCUUUACGUGUACCUGCUUUCCGGGCUAUCGCGGCAAUGGCUUCCAUUGUGAAGACAUUGACGAAUGCCAAGAUCCCGCGAUAGCAGCGCGAUGCGUGGAGAACGCCGAGUGCUGCAACCUGCCGGCGCACUUCCUCUGCAAGUGCAAGGAUGGCUACGAGGGCGACGGCGAGGUUCUCUGCACGGAUGUGGACGAGUGCCGCAAUCCGGAGAACUGCGGCCCCAACGCCCUGUGCAUCAAUACGCCGGGCAACUACACAUGCUCCUGCCCGGAGGGAUAUGUGGGCAACAAUCCGUUCCGGGAGGGCUGUCAGGAUGUGGACGAGUGCUCGUACCCGAACGUCUGCGGACCCGGUGCCAUAUGUACGAAUCUCGAGGGCAGUUAUCGCUGCGACUGCCCGCCGGGAUACGAUGGCGAUGGACGCUCGGAUUCGGGCUGCGUGGACCAGGAUGAGUGCGCCCGUUCGCCCUGCGGCCGCAAUGCGGACUGUUUGAACACGGACGGCAGCUUCCGCUGCCUGUGUCCGGACGGAUACAGCGGUGAUCCCAUGCACGGCUGCGAGGAUGUCGAUGAAUGCGCCACUAACAAUCCAUGCGGUUUGGGUGCUGAAUGCGUGAACCUGGGCGGUAGCUUCCAGUGCCGCUGUCCCCUUGGCUUUGUGUUGGAGCACGAUCCGCAUGCGGAUCAGUUGCCCCAGAAUCCCCAACAACUGGGCUACGGGCCGGGGGCGACGGACGUGGUGCCCUACCAGCGGACCUCGGGCGCCGGUCUGGCGUGCCUGGACAUCGACGAGUGCAACCAGCCAGAUGGGGUGGCCAAGUGCGGCACCAACGCCAAGUGCAUCAAUUUCCCCGGCUCGUACCGCUGCCUGUGUCCGAGCGGAUUCCAAGGACAGGGCUAUUUGCACUGCGAGAACAUCAACGAGUGUCAGGAUAAUCCGUGUGGGGAGAACGCGAUCUGCACGGAUACCGUUGGCAGCUUCGUGUGCACCUGCAAGCCGGACUAUACCGGUGAUCCGUUCCGCGGAUGUGUGGAUAUCGAUGAGUGUACCGCUCUGGACAAACCCUGCGGACAACAUGCGGUAUGCGAGAACGCAGUUCCCGGCUACAAUUGCAAGUGCCCGCAGGGAUACGACGGCAAACCCGAUCCCAAGGUGGCCUGCGAACAGGUGGACGUGAACAUCCUGUGCAGCAGUAACUUCGAUUGUACCAACAAUGCGGAGUGCAUCGAGAACCAGUGUUUCUGCUUGGACGGCUUCGAACCCAUCGGAUCCAGUUGUGUGGACAUCGAUGAGUGUCGCACCCACACAGAGGUGUGUGGUCCGCAUGCCCAGUGCUUGAAUACCCCCGGAUCCUAUAGCUGUGAGUGCGAGGCCGGGUAUGUGGGCAGUCCGCCAAGGAUGGCCUGCAAACAGCCGUGCGAGGAUGUACGGUGUGGAGCCCAUGCCUACUGCAAGCCGGAUCAAAACGAAGCGUACUGUGUGUGCGAGGAUGGAUGGACCUACAACCCAAGCGACGUCGCCGCGGGAUGUGUGGACAUCGAUGAGUGCGAUGUGCUGCAUGGACCGUUCGGAAGUUGUGGCCAGAAUGCCACAUGCACGAACAACGCUGGAGGAUUCACGUGUGCCUGUCCUCCCGGUUUCUCGGGAGAUCCGCAUGCCAAGUGCGUGGAUGUGGACGAGUGCCGCACGGGGGCCAGCAAAUGUGGAGCCGGAGCUGAGUGCGUGAAUGUACCAGGUGGUGGCUACACCUGCCGCUGCCCCGAGAACACCAUUGCCGAUCCGGAUCCCAGUGUGAGAUGUGUGCCCAUUGUGAGCUGCACCUCCAACACGGACUGUCCCGGCAACUCCAUUUGUGAUGCGACCAAGCGUUGCCUGUGCCCCGAACCGAAUAUUGGCAACGACUGCCGUCAUCCUUGCGAAGCCCUGAAUUGUGGAGCACAUGCCCAGUGCAUGCUGGCCAACGGACAGGCCCAGUGCCUGUGUGCUCCUGGAUAUACGGGAAACUCAGCUCUUCCGGGAGGCUGUAAUGACAUCGACGAAUGCCGGGCUAACCCCUGCGCGGAGAAGGCCAUUUGUUCCAAUACAGCCGGAGGCUAUCUGUGCCAGUGUCCCGGGGGAUCCAAUGGAGAUCCCUACCGCGAGGGAUGCAUUACCUCUAGGGUAAAGGAGGGUUGCUCCGACUCCAAUCCGUGUGCGACGGGCGAGAGCUGCGUCCAAGACUCGUACACCGGCAACAGUGUGUGCAUCUGCCAGCAGGGUUACGAGCGUAAUCCGGAGAAUGGCCAGUGCCAGGAUGUGGAUGAGUGCUCUGGGCAGAGGGGAGGAAAGCCUGCGUGCGGACUGAAUGCUCUCUGCAAGAAUCUGCCUGGUAGCUACGAGUGCCGCUGUCCCCAGGGACACACCGGAAACCCUUUCCUCAUGUGCGAGGUCUGCAAUACGCCGGAGUGCCAGUGUCAGGCGCCGUACAAGCUUGUGGGCAACAGCUGUGUCCUCUCGGGAUGCUCAAGUGGAAAGGCCUGUCCCAGCGGAGCCGAGUGCAUUUCGAUUGCCGGAGGAGUCAGUUACUGCGCUUGUCCCAAGGGAUAUCAAACGCAGCCGGAUGGAAGCUGCGCCGACGUCAACGAGUGCGAGGAACGUGGCUCCAAACUGUGCGCCUUUGGAGCAAUCUGCGUGAACAAACCAGGAAGCUACAGUUGCCAUUGCCCAGAGGGGUACCAAGGAGAUGCCUACAACGGGCUGUGUGCACCGGCUCAGAGGAAGUGCGCUGCCGACAAGGAGUGUGCCAGCAACGAGAAGUGCAUCCAGCCGGGUGAGUGCGUGUGCCCACCACCGUACUUCCUGGAUCCGCAGGACAACAACAAGUGCAAGAGCCCCUGCGAACGCUUCCCGUGCGGCAUCAAUGCCAAGUGUACGCCCUCGGAUCCCCCACAAUGCAUGUGCGAGGCUGGUUUCAAGGGAGAUCCCCUGCAGGGCUGCACGGAUGAGGACGAGUGCUCGCAUCUUCCAUGCGCCUAUCGAGCCCACUGUGUGAACAAGAAGGGUGGAUAUCAGUGCGUUUGCCCCAAGGACCACACCGGAGAUCCAUACAAGAGUGGCUGCAUCUUCGAGAGCAGCACCGUGAAGAGCAAAUGCCUGAGCAACGAUGAUUGCGCCAGUAAUCUGGCCUGCCUGGAGGGAACCUGCGUGAGUCCAUGCAGCAGUCUCCUCUGUGGAUCCAAUGCCUACUGCGAGACGGAGCAGCAUGCGGGCUGGUGUCGCUGCCGCGUGGGAUUCGUGAAGAACGGCGACGGCGACUGUGUGUCGCAGUGCCAGGACGUGAUCUGUGGCGACGGCGCCCUCUGCAUUCCCACCAGCGAGGGACCCACCUGCAAGUGUCCGCAAGGACAGCUGGGCAAUCCCUUCCCCGGCGGCAGCUGCUCCACGGAUCAGUGCUCGGCCGCCCGGCCCUGUGGCGAGCGACAGAUCUGCAUCAAUGGCAGGUGCAAGGAGCGCUGUGAGGGCGUGGUCUGCGGCAUCGGAGCCACCUGCGAUAGGAGCAACGGAAAGUGCGUCUGCGAACCGAACUUUGUGGGCAAUCCCGAUCUGAUCUGUAUGCCGCCCAUUGAGCAGGCCAAGUGCUCGCCGGGAUGCGGAGAGAAUGCCCACUGCGAGUACGGUUUGGGUCAGAGCCGUUGUGCCUGUAACCCCGGAACCUUUGGCAAUCCCUACGAGGGCUGUGGAGCGCAGAGCAAGAACGUGUGCCAGCCCAAUAGUUGUGGACCCAAUGCGGAGUGUCGAGCGGCGGGCAAUCACAUUAGCUGUCUCUGCCCGCAGGGCUUCAGUGGUAAUCCCUACAUCGGUUGCCAGGAUGUGGACGAGUGCCUGAACAAACCAUGUGGUCUCAAUGCUGCCUGUCUAAAUAGAGCCGGAGGAUUCGAGUGUCUGUGCCUCUCGGGACAUGCUGGUAAUCCCUACAGCAGCUGCCAGCCCAUUGAGAGCAAGUUCUGCCAGGAUGCCAACAAGUGCCAGUGCAACGAGCGUGUGGAGUGUCCGGAUGGGUAUAGUUGCCAGGAGGGCCAGUGCAAGAACCUCUGCUCCCAGGCCUCGUGUGGCCCCAGGGCCAUCUGCGAUGCCGGAAAGUGCAUCUGCCCCAUGGGCUACAUUGGAGAUCCGCAGGACCAAGUGCAGGGAUGCAGCAUUCGUGGUCAGUGUGGCAACGAUGCGGACUGCCGCCAUUCGGAGAUCUGCUUCCAGUUGGGCAAGGGUCUGCGCAAGUGCGUGGAUGCCUGCUCCAAGAUUCAGUGUGGACCGAAUGCCCUUUGCGUCUCCGAGGAUCAUCGCUCCUCGUGCAUAUGCUCCGAUGGAUACUUUGGCAACCCAAGCAACCUGCAGGUUGGCUGCCAGCCGGAGAGAACAAUCCCCGAGGAGGAGGAUAAAUGUAAAUCUGAUCUAGACUGCGAACGAGGAUUUGGAUGUCAGGCCAGCCCACACGGCACUCGUGAGUGCAUCAACCUUUGUUCCAAUGUCGUCUGCGGACCCAACGAGCUCUGCAAGAUUAACACAGCUGGACAUGCCAUUUGCAAUUGCGCCGAGAGCUAUGUCUGGAACCCAGUGGUCUCCUCCUGCGAGAAACCUUCGCUUCCGGACUGCACCAGAGACGCCAAUUGUCCCGAUGCAUCCGCCUGUCGUCCGGAUGUCUUGGGUGUGCUCAAGUGCGUCGCCAUCUGCGAUGCCUUCACCUGCCCGGCAAACUCCGUUUGCCUGGCUCGUCAGCACCAGGGAAGAUGUGACUGUCUCUCCGGAUUCGUGGGUAACCCGAACGAUAGGAAUGGCUGCCAGCCGGCACAGAAACACCACUGCAAAAACCAUGCCGAGUGCCAGGAGUCGGAGGCCUGCAUCAAGGAUGAGGGCAACCAAACCCUUGGCUGUCGUCCUGCCUGUGAUACCGUCAAGUGCGGACCCCGUGCCGUUUGCGUAACCAACAACCAUCAGGCACAGUGUCAGUGUCCACCUGGACCCUUUGCCGGCGAUCCGUACGACCCCUUCAAUGGCUGCCAGAGUGUUCCUUGUGUCUACAACCAUGACUGUCCACCCAGCCAGAUGUGCAACCGGAUGACACACACCUGCUUCGAUGUGUGCGACGAGGAGUCGUGCGGCGAGAAUGCCAUUUGCCUGGCCGAGGAUCAUCGGGCCGUUUGCCAGUGCCCACCUGGAUUCAAGGGAGACCCGUUGCCGGAAGUGGCCUGCACCAAGCAAGGUGGCUGUGCGGCCGGAACCUGCCAUGCCUCGGCCAUUUGUGAGGUCACCCCGGAAGGACCCGUCUGCAAGUGUCCGCCGCUCUUUGUCGGCGAUCCCAAGGGAUCGGGCUGUCGUCCAGAUGGUCAGUGCCCCAAUGGAGAUGCCGAUUGCCCAGCCAACACAAUCUGCGCUGGCGGAAGAUGCCAGAAUCCCUGCGACAACGCCUGCGGAUCAAAUGCUGAGUGCAAGGUGGUCAACAGGAAACCCGUCUGCAGUUGUCCCCUGCGCUUCCAGCCUGUCUCCGAUACGGCCAAGGAUGGAUGUGCGCGCACUAUAUCGAACUGCCUCACCGAUGUCGACUGCGGAGGAGCGUUGUGCUACAACGGACAGUGCCGCAUUGCGUGCCGGGACUCGCAGGAUUGCUCCGAUGGCGAGAGCUGCCUGAAGAACGUCUGCGUGGUGGCCUGUCUGGACCACAGCCAGUGCGGCAGUGGACUAGCCUGCGUCGAGGGUCACUGCACCAUCGGUUGUCGCAGCAACAAGGAGUGCAAACAGGAUCAGUCCUGCAUCGAGAACAAGUGCCUGAACCCCUGUCAGUCGGCCAGCAGCUGUGGUCCGAAUGCCCUGUGCAGCAUUGCCCAGCACCGGAGCCAGUGCAGCUGUCCGGAAGGCUUCGAGGGCAACCCCACCCCGGAACAGGGAUGCGUGCGAGUGCCGGCUCCCUGCUUGGCCACCAACCAGUGUCCCAAUGGGCACAUGUGCAUCGGAAACCAGUGCAAUCUGCCCUGCACCAAGACCUCCGCCUGUGCGGUUGGCGAACGUUGCUAUCAACAGGUGUGCCGCAAGGUGUGCUACACCAGCAACAACUGUUUGGCCGGGGAGAUCUGCAACACGGACAGGACGUGCCAGCCAGGAUGUGAGUCCGAUGCCGACUGCCCGCCCACCGAGUUGUGUCUGACCGGAAAGUGCAAGUGCGCCACUGGCUUCAUUGGCACCCCAUUCGGAUGCUCCGAUAUUGACGAGUGCACGGAGCAGCCGUGCCAUGCCAGUGCCCGGUGCGAAAACCUCCCAGGAACCUAUCGAUGUGCCUGCCCCGAAGGAACUGUCGGCGAUGGCUACGGCCAGCAGGGAUGCGCCCAGCCCAGACAAUGCCACAAGCCCGACGACUGUGCCAACAAUCUGGCCUGCAUUCAUGGCAAGUGCUCGGAUCCCUGCCUGCAAACUGUUUGCGGGGCCAAUGCCCACUGCCAGUCGGAGGGACACGAGGCGCUAUGCAGCUGUCCGGCUGGAUUCUUGGGUGACCCCAACGACACCGGCGUGGGUUGCUUCAAGGUGGAGUGCAUCGACCAUGUGGACUGUGCCGGAGAUCGUGCCUGCGAUGCGGAAACCAAUCGUUGCAUCAAACCCUGCGAUCUGACCAGCUGCGGCAAGGGUAAUUGCCAGGUGGCGGACCACAAGGCCGUUUGUGCCUGCUACGAGGGAUACCAGUUGGUCAACGGAAUAUGCGAGGACAUCAAUGAGUGCCUGUCGCAGCCAUGCCACAGCACCGCCUUCUGCAACAACUUGCCGGGCAGCUACAACUGUCAGUGCCCCGAGGGAUUGAUCGGAGAUCCCCUGCAGGCUGGAUGUCGGGACCCCAAUGAGUGCCUGAGUGAUGCAGACUGUCCCGCCUCGGCCAGUUGCCAGAAUUCCCGAUGCCGAAGUCCCUGCGAACGACAGAAUGCCUGCGGCUUGAAUGCCAGCUGCCAGGCCCAAUCCCACCAAGCUAUUUGCACAUGUCCCCUGAAUUCUCGCGGAGAUCCCACCAUCGAGUGUGUGCACAUUGAGUGCUCGGACAAUGAUGACUGCUCCGGAGAGAAGGCCUGCCUGGACGCCAAGUGCAUCGAUCCCUGCUCACUGCCCAAUGCCUGUGGGGCUCAGGCCCGUUGCUCGGUGCAGAACCACAUCGGAGUGUGCUCCUGUGAGGCGGGCAGCACCGGAGACGCCAAGUUAGGAUGCGUGCAGCUGCAGUACUGCCAGCAGGAUGGUCAGUGUGCCCAGGGAAGCAUCUGCUCCCACGGCAUCUGCAGUCCCCUGUGUAGCACCAAUCGCGAUUGCAUCUCGGAGCAGUUGUGCCUGCAGGGCGUCUGCCAGGGCACCUGCAAGUCGAACUCCACCUGUCCGCAGUUCCAGUUCUGCUCGAACAACAUUUGCACCAAGGAGCUGGAGUGCCGGGCGGAUAGCGAGUGUGGCGAGGACGAGACCUGUCUAAGUGACGCCUAUGGACGAGCCAGGUGUGAGUCCGUCUGCCUGGGUCGCGCUGCCUGCGGUAGGAAUGCCGAGUGUGUGGCCCGUUCCCAUGCCCCCGAUUGCCUCUGCAAGGAGGGAUUCUUCGGGGACGCCAAGUCCGGAUGCCGCAAGAUCGAGUGCAACAGCGACGAGGAUUGCUCGAAUGACAAGAGCUGCGACAACCACAUGUGCAAGAUUGCCUGCCUGAUCGGACAACCGUGCGGAGAGAAUGCCCUCUGCACCACCGAGCACCACCAGCAGGUGUGCCACUGCCAACCCGGAUUCAGUGGAGAUCCGCGGGUGCGUUGCGAUGUCAUCGACUUUUGCCGGGACGCUCCGUGCGGACCCGGAGCACGUUGCCGGAACGCGAGGGGGUCGUACAAGUGCACCUGUCCCCCGGGCCUCGUUGGUGAUCCGUACAACGAGGGCUGCCGCAGCUCCGUCGAGUGCGAGACCAACGAGGACUGUCCCCCGCAUGCCGCAUGCACCAAAUCCAAUGGGGUGGCCAAGUGCCGCGAUGUCUGUGCCCAGCUGCAAUGUGGCCCCAAUGCGGAAUGUAUUCCGAAGGGCCAUGUGGCGCAGUGUGCAUGCCGCAGCGGCUACGACGGCCAACCCGCCGACCGGGUGGCCGGCUGUAAGCCGUUGCCCGUCCCCUGUCAGGUCACCGGCGACUGUCCGACCAACGCCUACUGCUCGGAUAGCGUCUGCAAACCUGCCUGUGUACUGGACACCGAAUGUGGAGCAUCGGAGGUGUGUCAAUGUGGUCAAUGCUUCAAUCCCUGCCUGCAGCCGCAGGCCUGUGGACAGAAUGCCGAGUGCGUGAUACAGAAUCACUUGAAACAGUGCCAUUGCCCGGAGGGCUUCACCGGCGACUCUGCGAAGGAGUGCGUGCGUGUUCCGGUGGCCUGCGAUGGUGAAUGUGGACCCGGCUACACCUGCCGUGACUCCAUGUGCCUACCUGAGUGCCACAACGAUCUGGAGUGCGCCUCCAACGAGAAGUGCCUGAAGGGCAACUGCAUGCUGACCUGUCGUGUGGACAACGAUUGCUUCCUGGGUCACGUUUGCCUGCACAACAAGUGCGUCUACGGCUGCCAUGUGGACGAUGACUGCAGUGCCUCCGAGUCCUGUCGCAAUGACAAGUGCGUGAACCCGUGUGUGGAGAAUCCCUGUGGACCGAAUGCCGCCUGUUCGGUGUCCAACCACCGGGCCAGCUGCAGCUGCCUGGAGAGCAUGGUGCCCAAUCCAACGCCGCAGGUGGGCUGCGUCCGUUCGCCCCCCUUGGAAUGUCGCGAGAAUCGCGACUGUGGCAAUGGAUUGGCCUGCUUCGAGUCGGUUUGCCGACCUCUGUGCGCCGAUGAUGCCGGCUGUUUGACCAACGAGCGCUGCCAGCAGGGAGUAUGCAAACCGCUUUGCCGCCACGACAACGAGUGCGGUCAUGGAGAGCUCUGUCUGGGCCUGAAUUGUGUGCCCGGCUGCCGUUCUGAUCAGGGCUGCCCCCAGGACUUGUCGUGCGUGGGUCAACAGUGCGUGGAUCCAUGUGCCGAUCCCACUGCCUGCGGCACCAAUGCCCACUGCCAGACGAUCGAUCACAGGAAACAGUGCUCGUGCCCGGAGGGACUGGAUGGCAAUGCCAAUGUGGCCUGCAAAGUGCCCCGCAUUGUUUGUGGAAGGAACGAGGAUUGUCAAACGAAUCAGCUCUGCUACGCGGGAAGCUGCCAAGGAAAGUGCCGUAACGAUCAGAAUUGCCUGGCAGACGAGCGUUGCAUGAGGGGAACCUGUAGGACCGUGUGCAACACGGAUGAGGCAUGUGCCCAGGGACAGAUAUGCGAGAAUCGCAUGUGCCAGACUGGUUGUCGUACCGAUUUGAGUUGUGCCAGCGACGAGGCCUGCGUGAACAAGAAGUGCCAAAACCCGUGUCGCACCCCUGGUCAAUGUGGCCAGUGUGCCGACUGCCUGGUGGUCAACCACGGAGUCCAAUGCCAGUGCCCCGCUGCCUUCAUGGGAGACGGUUUGACUGGCUGCCAACUGCCGCCGGAACGCUGCCAUCCUGGCUGCGAGUGCGAUGAGAACGGAGCCUACUGUGCCACGAAAUGCUCGAGAAACGAGGAUUGCGCCUGCGGACAACAGUGUGCCCGAGGAAAGUGCCGGAAUAAGUGCGGGCCCAAGCGUCAGUGCACGGUGGGUCAGCUCUGCGAGCGAGGCGCAUGCAUUGCCGGUUGCAAAUCGAACGGAGAUUGUGCCGCUGACCAGAGUUGUGUCAAUGGAAAGUGCUCCGAUCCGUGUGCGAAUGACAAGGCCUGCGGAAGGAAUGCCCUCUGCACCGUGUCCGAGCACCGCAUGCUCUGCUACUGCCCGGAUGGAUACGAGGGCGAGCCCAGUAAGGAGUGCGUGCAGUUCGAGUGCCGUGUGGACACCGAUUGCGAUAGCAGCAAGCGCUGCGACCAAGGCAAAUGCCGUAACCCGUGUCUGGAGUUCGGAGCUUGUGGCACCAACGCCCAGUGUCGGGUGGUGGGUCGCAAGGCCCAGUGCUCCUGCCCGCCGGACUUCUUUGGCAAUCCGAUAAGUGAAUGCCGACCACUGGAGGGAGGAUGCUCUAGCAAGCCCUGUGGUGAGAACUCCAAAUGCACUGAGGUGCCCGGAGGCUAUGAAUGCGCCUGCAUGGAUGGAUGCAUUGGAGAUGCUCAUAAGGGAUGUCUCUGCGGUGGACCGCUGGUGAACGCCUGUCAGGAUCAGCCUUGCGGCUUGAACGCCGCCUGUCAUGUGCUGGACAACAAUCAAGCCGAGUGCUACUGCCCGGAGAACUUCCCCAAUGGCGAUGCCUAUGUGCAAUGUUACUUGACUCCGCCAAAACAGGAUUGUCGCACCCAAGGAUGUGAGGUUGGCGACUGCGUGCGCCAGGGCUAUGAAUAUGUCUGUCAGCAGGACACCGAACAAUGCUACUCAGAUACGGAUUGUCCCAGUGAAAAGUCAUGCCUCCAAGGACACUGCAGCGAUCCUUGUACAAUGCGUGGCGUGUGUGGUUUGAAUGCGCUGUGCAAAACUGUACUGCAUCGACCGCGCUGCUCCUGCCCCAGUUGUCACAUCGGUCGGCCAGAGAUCGAGUGCAAGUCCGAUCCCAAGUGCCUGCCGGACGAUACGGAUGCCAAGACCAAGGAGCAGAUUCCAUGUUCCAGAGACUCGGAGUGUCCGGAGACGUUGCAGUGCGGCCAGUACGGCCAAUGCACGGAUCCGUGUAACAAUCCGCUCUUCAUCUGCGAGAGCAACAAAAAGUGCGAGACGCGACGUCACCAGCCAGUUUGCAUCUGCAAGUCUGGAUUCAUAGUUAAUGAAUACGGGGAACUGACGUGCGCCCCGGAUAAAAGAGAGUGCUACCGCGAUGAUGACUGUGCCUCGAAUAUGGCCUGCGCGGAUGGUAAGUGCCGAAACCCGUGCAUCGUACCACUGGGCCGAGCCGCGAUCUGUGCGGAAAACAAGUCUUGCGAGGUCCAGAACCACAAGCCCGUUUGCAUUUGCAUGCGCGAUUGCCAGCCUUCAAUAUCCAUAUGCCUGCGCGACGCCGGUUGUCCGGCUAGCCAGGCGUGCCGGAAGCUUAAGUGCAUCGAUCCGUGCGAGUUUGCCACGUGCGCACCCAACUCGCCAUGCAUUGUCGAGGAUCACAAGCCGAUAUGUAAAUUCUGCCCAGCUGGAUUUAUAGCCGAUGCCAAGAAUGGAUGCCAAAAAGCAGCUAAGCCAGGUGGCAACUGUACCUCAAACGAAGAUUGCAGUGAAGCGCAGCAAUGUGGAUCGUCAGGUCAAUGUAUCGAUCCCUGUCACACCUUCUGUGCUGGCGCAGUUAAGUGUGUUACAUCAGCUCAUAGGGUUACCAUAUGUAUUUGCCCAGCCUCCUUUUCAAACACGACGGACUCGAACUGCAUUCCAACAGAAAAAUCAGUUGACAUUACAACCCAAAAAAUUGAAACGACUACGGACUCUGUCACUAUAAAAUACACUGCUAUGCAACUGGCCAAUCAAACUGAAAUGCGAACUCGCUUUACCGAUAUAGAAGCUGAAAAUGAAACAACAGUUUCAUACACAAGUACAACCGAAUCGUAUAAAACGACAAAACAACUGUCAAUUGAUACCACUUUUACUCAACCUGCAAAUGUCACUGCGUCGUCCUCCAUACCUACACGAACAACUCCUGGAGAAAUUACCAAUAUACAAACUGAUAAAACAACCGUGACGGGUUUCCAAAUAAAUGAACUUACGACAGAAUCUACAAGAGAAGUAGCAAUUACAAGGCCUGUUGAUAGGUCCACUCUUGAGCCACCAAGAACUACUUUACCGACACUCACCCCUGAAACAACCACAAACAUUCCGAUUGGUACAACACGUGGGCAAGUGACAGAACAGACAACCAAAUCUCUAAUCGAAAGAACAACUGAAAGGGCUACUGACGGUACUACUCUUUCUUCAGAGUCCACGGAUGAAGCUACUCUACCCCAGAGUCGCGAAACACCCACGACUUUACAUCCGGGUACAACACCCGGACGAAUGACUCAACAAACGACAGAAUCUACAAGAGAAGUACCAACUACAGGGCCUAUUGAUAGGUCCACUCUUGGGCCAUCAUCAUUAAGAACUACUGUCCCGACACUCACCCCUGAAACAACCACAAACAUUCCGAUUGGUACAACACGUGGGCAAGUGACGGAACAGACAACCACAUCUCUAAGCGAAGGGACAACUGAAAGGGCUUCUGACGGUACUACCCUUUCUUCAGAAUCCGUGGAUGGAAGUACUCUACCCGAAAGUCGCGAAACACCCACGACUUUACCUCCGGGUACAACACCCGGACGAAUGACUGAACAAACGACAGAAUCCACAAGGGAAGUACCAACUACAGGGCCUAUUGAUAAGUCCACUCUUGGGCCAUCAUCAUUAAGAACUAUUAUCCCGACACUCACCCCUGAAACGACCACAAACAUUCCGAUUGGUACAACACAUGGGCAAGUGACGGAACAGACGACCAAAUCUCUAAGCGAAGGGACAACUGAAAGAGCUUCUGAUGGUACUACUCUUUCUACAGAGUCCACGGAUCGAACUACAACACCCGGACGAAUGAUUGAACAAUCGACAGAAUCUACAAGAGAAGUACCAACUACAGGGCCUAUUAAUAUGUCCACUCUUGGGCCAUCAUCAUUAAGAACUACUGUCCCGACACUCCCCCCUGAAACAACCACAAACAUUCCGAUUGGUACAACACGUGGGCAAGUGUCAGAACAGACAACCACAUCUCUAAUCGAAGAAACAACUGAAAGGGCUACUGACGGUACUAAUCUUUCUACAGAGUCCACGGGUGGAACUACAACACCCGGACGAAUGAUUGAACAAUCGACAGAAACUACAAGAGAAGUACCAACUACAGGGCCUAUUGAUAUGUCCACUCUUGGUCCAUCAUCAUUAAGAACUACUGUCCCGACACUCACCCCUGAAACAACCACAAACAUUCCGAUUGGUACAACACAUAGGCAAGUGACGGAACAGACGACCAAAUCUCUAAGCGAAGGGACAACUGAAAGGGCUUCUGACGGUACUACUAUUUCUUCAGAAACAGUGGAUGGAAGUACUCUACCCGAAAGUCGCGAAACACCCACGACUUUAUCUCCGGGAACAACACCCGGACGAAUGACUCAACAAACGACAGAAUCUACAAGAGAAGUACCAACUACAGGGCCUAUUGAUAGGUCCACUCUUGGGCCAUCAUCAUUAAGAACUACUGUCCCGACACUCACCCCUGAAACAACCACAAACAUUCCGAUUGGUACAACACGUGGGCAAGUGACGGAACAGACAACCACAUCUCUAAGCGAAGGGACAACUGAAAGGGCUUCUGACGGUACUACCCUUUCUUCAGAAUCCGUGGAUGGAAGUACUCUACCCGAAAGUCGCGAAACACCCACGACUUUACCUCCGGGUACAACACCCGGACGAAUGACUGAACAAACGACAGAAUCCACAAGGGAAGUACCAACUACAGGGCCUAUUGAUAGGUCCACUCUUGGGCCAUCAUCAUUAAGAACUACUGUCCCGUUACUCACCCCUGAAACGACCACAAACAUUCCGAUUGGUAAAACACGUGGGCAAGUGACGGAACAGACGACCAAAUCUCUAAGCGAAGGGACAACUGAAAGGGCUUCUGACGGUACUACUAUUUCUUCAGAAUCAGUGGAUGGAAGUACUCUACCCGAAAGUCGCGAAAUACACACGACUUCACCUCCGGGUACAACACCCGGACGAAUGACUGAACAAACGACAGAAUCCACAAGUGAAGUACCAACUACAGGGCCUAUUGAUAGGUCCACUCUUGGGCCAUCAUCAUUAAGAACUACUGUCCCGUUACUCACCCCUGAAACGACCAGAAACAUUCCGAUUGAAACAACACGUAGGCAAGUGACGGAACAGACGACCAAAUCUCUAAGCGAAGGGACAACUGAAAGGGCUUCUGAUGUUACUACUCUUUCUUCAGAAUCCACGGUUGAAAAUACUCUACCCGAAAGUCGCGAAACGCCCACGACUUUACCUCCGGGUACAACACCCGGACGACUGACUGAACAAACGACAGAAUCCACAAGGGAAGUACCAACUACAGGGCCUAUUGAUAGGUCCACUCUUGGGCCAUCAUCAUUAAGAACUACUGUCCCGUUACUCACCCCUGAAGCGACCACAAACAUUCCGAUUGGUACAACACGUGGGCAAGUGACGGAACAGACGACCACAUCUCUAAUCGAAGAAACAACUGAAAGGGCUACUGACGGUACUAAUCUUUCUACAGAAUCCACUGAUGGAACUACUCUACCCCAAAGUCGCGAAACACCCACGACUUUACCUCCGGGUACAACACCCGGACGAAUGAUUGAACAAUCGACAGAAUCUACAAGAGAAGUACCAACUACAGGGCCUAUUGAUAUGUCCACUCUUGGGCCAUCAUCAUUAAGAACUACUGUCCAGACACUCACCCCUGAAACAACCACACACAUUCCGAUUGGUACAACACAUAGGCAAGUGACAGAACAGACAACCACAUCUCUAAUCGAAGAAACAACUGAAAGGACUACUGACGGUACUAAUCUUUCUACGGAGUCCAAGGAUGGAACUACUCUACCCCAUAGUCGCGAAACACCCACGACUUUACCUCCGGGUACAACACCCGGACGAAUAACUGAACAAACGACAGAAUCGACAAGGGAGGUACCAACUACAGGGCCUAUUGAUAGGUCCACUCUUGGGCCAUCAUCAUUAAGAACUACUGUCCCUACUCUCACCCCUGAAACAACCACAAACAUUCCAAUUGGUACAACACGUGGGCAAGUGACGGAACUGACGACCAAAUCUCUAAGCGAAGGGACAACUGAAAGGGCUUCUGAUGGUACUACUCUUUCUUCAGAAUCCACGGAUGGAAAUACUCUACCCGAAAGUCGCGAAAAUCUUUCUACAGAGACGGAACAGACAACCACAUCUCUAAUCGAAGAAACAACUGAAAGGGCUACUGACGGUUCUAAUCUUUCUACAGAGUCCACGGAUGGAACUACUCUACCCCAAAGUCCCAAAACACCCACAACUUUACCUCCGGGUACAACACCCGGACGAAUGACUCAACAAACGACCGAAUCUACAAGAGAAGUACCAACCACAGGGCCUAUUGAUACAUCCACUCUUGGGCCAUCAUCAUUAAGAACUACUGUCCCGACACUCACCCCUGAAACAACCACAAACAUUCCGAUUGGUACAACACGUGGGCAAGUGACGGAGCAGGCGACCAAAUCUCUAAGCGAAGAAACAACUGAAAGGGCUUCUGACGGUACAACUCUUUCUUCAGAGUCAACGGAUGGAACUACUCUACCCCAGAGUAGCGAAACACCCCCGACUUUACCUCCGGGUACAGCAACCGGACCAAUGACUGAAGAAUCGACAGAAUCUACAAGAGAAGUACCAACUACAGGGGCUAUUGAUAGGUCCACUCUUGGGCCAUCGUCAAUAAGAACUACUGUCCCGACACUCACCCCUGAAACAACCACAAACAUUCCGAUUGGUACAACACGUGGGCAAGUUACGGAACAGACAACCACAUCUCUAAUCGAAAAAACAACUGAAAGGGCUACUGACGGUACUAAUCUUUCUACAGAGUCCACGGAUGGAACUACUCUACCCCAAAGUCGCGAAACACCCACGACUUUACCUCCGGGUACAACACCCGGACGAAUGACUCAACAAACGACAGAAUCUACAAGAGAAGUACCAACUACAGGGCCUAUUGAUAGGUCCACUCUUGGGCCAUCAUCAUUAAGAACUACUGUCCCGACACUCACCCCUGAAACAACCACAAACAUUCCGAUUGGUACAACACGUGGGCAAGUGACGGAACAGACGACCAAAUCUCUAAGCGAAGGGACAACUGAAAGGGCUUCUGAUGCUACUACUCAUUCUUCAGAAUCCACGAAUGGAAAUACUCUACCCGAAAGUCGCGAAAUACCCACGACUUUACCUCCGGGUACAACACCAGGACGAAUGACUGAACAAACGACAGAAUCCACAAUGGAAGUACCAACUGCAGGGCCUGUUGAUAGGUCCACUCUUGGGCCAUCAUCAUUAAGAACUACUGUCCCUACACUCACCCCUGAAACAACCACAAACAUUCCAAUUGGUACAACACGUGGGCAAGUGACGGAACAGACAACCACAUCUCUAACCGAAGGGACAACUGAAAGGGCUUCUGACGGUACUACUAUUUCUUCAGAAUCCGUGGAUAGAAGUACUCUACCCGAAAGUCGCGAUACACCCACGACUUUACCUCAGGGUACAACACCCGGACGAAUGACUGAACAAACGACAGAAUCCACAAGGGAAGUACCAAGUACGGGGCCUAUUGAUAGAUCCACUCUUGGGCCAUCAUCAUUAAGAACUACUGUCCCGUUACUCACCCCUGUAGCGACCACAAACAUUCCGAUUGGUACAACACGUGGGCAAGUGACGGAACAGACGACCAAAUCUCUAAGCGAAGGGACAACUGAAAGGGCUUCUGACGGUACUACUCUUUCUUCAGAGUCAACGGAUGGAACUACUCUACCCCAGAGUAGCGAAACACCCCCGACUUUACCUCCGGGUACAGCACCCGGACCAAUGACUGAAGAAUCGACAGAAUCUACAAGAGAAGUACCAACUACAGGGGCUAUUGAUAUGUCCACUCUUGGGCCAUCAUCAUUAAGAACUACUGUCCAGACACUCACCCCUGAAACAACCACACACAUUCCGAUUGGUACAACACAUAGGCAAGUGACAGAACAGACAACCACAUCUCUAACCGAAGGGUCAACUGAAAGGGCUUCUGACGGUACUACUAUUUCUUCAGAAUCCGUGGAUAGAAGUACUCUACCCGAAAGUCGCGAUACACCCACGACUUUACCUCAGGGUACAACACCCGGACGAAUGACUGAACAAACGACAGAAUCCACAAUGGAAGUACCAACUGCAGGGCCUGUUGAUAGGUCCACUCUUGGGUCAUCAUCAUUAAGAACUACUGUCCUUACACUCACCCCUGAAACAACCACAAACAUUCCAAUUGGUACAACACGUGGACAAGUGACGGAACAGACAACCACAUCUCUAACCGAAGGGUCAACUGAAAGGGCUUCUGACGGUACUACUAUUUCUUCAGAAUCCGUGGAUAGAAGUACUCUACCCGAAAGUCGCGAUACACCCACGACUUUACCUCAGGGUACAACACCCGGACGAAUGACUGAACAAACGACAGAAUCCACAAUGGAAGUACCAACUGCAGGGCCUGUUGAUAGGUCCACUCUUGGGUCAUCAUCAUUAAGAACUACUGUCCCGACACUCACUCCUGAAACAACCACAAACAUUCCGAUUGGUACAACACGUGGGCAAGUGACGGAACAGGCGACCAAAUCUCUAAGCGAAGAAACAACUGAAAGGGCUUCUGACGGUUCUAAUCUUUCUACGGAGUCCACGGAUGGAACUACUCUACUCCAAAGUCGCGAAACACCCACGACUUUACCUCCGGGUACAACACCUGGACGAAUGACUGAACAAACGACAGAAUCCACAAUGGAAGUACCAACUGCAGGGCCUGUUGAUAGGUCCACUCUUGGGCCAUCAUCAUUAAGAACUACUGUCCCGACACUCACCCCUGAAACAACCACAAACAUUCCGAUUGGUACAACACGUGGGCAAGUGACGGUACAGGCGACCAAAUCUCUAAGCGAAGAAACAACUGAAAUGGCUUCUGACGGUACUACUCUUUCUUUAGAGUCAACGGAUGGAACUACUCUACCCCAAAGUCACAAAACACCUACGACUUUACCUCCGGGUACAACACCCGGACGAAUAACUCAACAAACGACAGAAUCUACAAGAGGAGUACCAACUACAGGGCCUAUUGAUAGGUCAACUCUUGGGCCACCAAGAACUACUGUCCCGACACUCACCCCUGAAACAACCACAAACAUUCCGAUUGGUACAACACGUGGACAAGUGACGGAACAGACAUCCACAUCUCUAAUCGAAGAAACAACUGAAAGGGCUACUGACGGUACUACUCUUUCUUUAGAGUCAACGGAUGGACCUACUCUACCCCAAAGUCACAAAACACCUACGACUUUACCUCCGGGUACAACACCCGGACGAAUAACUCAACAAACGACAGAAUCUACAAGAGGAGUACCAACUACAGGGCCUAUUGAUAGGUCAACUCUUGGGCCACCAAGAACUACUGUCCCGACACUCACCCCUGAAACAACCACAAACAUUCCGAUUGGUACAACACGUGGACAAGUGACGGAACAGACAUCCACAUCUCUAAUCGAAGAAACAACUGAAAGGGCUACUGACGGUACUAAUCUUUCUACAGAGUCCACGGAUGGAACUACUCUACCCCAAAGUCGCGAAACACCCACGACUUUACCUCCGGGUACAACACCCGGACGAAUGACUCAACAAACGACAGAAUCUACAAGAGGAGUACCAACUACAGGGCCUAUUGAUAGGUCAACUCUUGGGCCACCAAGAACUACUGUCCCGACACUCACCCCUGAAACAACCACAAACAUUCCGAUUGGUACAACACUUGGGCAAGUGACGGAACAGACAACCACAUCUCUAACCGAAGGGAAAACUGAAAGGGCUUCUGACGGUACUACUAUUUCUUCAGAAUCCGUGGAUAGAAGUACUCUACCCGAAAGUCGCGAUACACCCACGACUUUACCUCAGGGUACAACACCCGGACGAAUGACUGAACAAACGACAGAAUCCACAAGGGAAGUACCAACUACAGGGCCUAUUGAUAGAUCCACUCUUGGGCCAUCAUCAUUAAGAACUACUGUCCCGUUACUCACCCCUGAAGCGACCACAAACAUUCCGAUUGGUACAACACGUGGGCAAGUGACGGAACAGACGACCAAAUCUCUAAGCGAAGGGACAACUGAAAGGGCUUCUGACGGUACUACUCUUUCUUCAGAGUCCACGGAUGGAACUACUCUACCCCAGAGUCGCGAAACACCCACGACUUUACCUCCGGGUACAACCCCCGGACGAAUGACUCAACAAACGACAGAAUCUACAAGAGGAGUACCAACUACAGGGUCUAUUGAUAGGUCAACUCUUGGGCCACCAAGAACUACUGUCCCGACACUCACCCCUGAAACAACCACAAACAUUCCGAUUGGUACAACACGUGGGCAAAUGACAGAACAGACAUCCAAAUCUCUAAGCGAAGGGACAACUGAAAGGGCUUCUGACGGUACUACUCUUUCUUCAGAGUCCACGGAUGGAACUACUCUACCCCAGAGUCGCGAAUCACCCACGUCUUUACCUCCGGGUACAACACCCGGACGAACGACUCAACAAACAACAGAAUCCACAAGAGAAGUACCAACUACAGGGUCCACUCUUGGGCCAUCAUCAUUAAGAACUACUGUCUCGACACUCACCCCUGAAACAACCACAAACAUUCCGAUUGGUACAACACGUGGGCAAGUGACGGAACAGACAUCCACAUUUCUAAUCGAAGAAACAACUGAAAGGGCUACUGACGGUACUAAUCUUUCUACGGAGUCCUCGGAUGGAACUACUCUACCCUAUAGUCGCGAAACACCCACGACUUUACCUCCGGGUACAACAGCCGUACGAAUGACUAAACACACUACAGAAUCUACAAGAGAAGUCCCAACUGUACCAACUACAGAACCUGCUUAUAGUCAAGCUAAAUUGGAAACUACCGGCUCAACCACCACGGCCCAAACGAGCUUUAAUAUUACGAUUGGUACAUCUCCGAGUUUCAUGACAACUGCAGUGGCAACGGAUACAACUAUUCCACCAGAAAGUUUCGAAAAACCCACAUCAAAAACUCAUGAAACAACUACAUAUACACCAACUGAUAAAAGUUCAACUGCGGAAUCUGUUGACCUUACUACAUUUGAUUACACCUUAUCAGAAAAAGUUCAGCCAAUCACUACUAUUUUUCCUGUUUUAAACGAAUCCACUCCUAUAUCGGUUUUGAAACCCGUUGCAUCAACAACGCCUAUUGCGACAGACCUUACUGUGACAGAUAGCCCAACGACAGAAUUUGAAAAGAACUGCAGAACAGAUUACGAAUGCUCAGACGACCAGACUUGCUUAGGAGGGCUGUGCAUAUCCCCUUGCGAAUACUUUACCAAUAUCUGCACUGUGCAGAAUCUGACUAUUUGUCGUACAUUAAACCACACCACAUUGUGCUUCUGUGAUACCGCCGAUGAUGUAAAUAGACCCGAUUGCUCUAUGAAAGCAGAAAUCGGUUGCGCAUCGAGUGAUGAGUGCCCCUCCCAGCAGGCGUGCAUUAAUGCUCUUUGCGUGGAUCCUUGCACCUACAGUAAUCCCUGCAGCCGUAAUGAGGAUUGCCGUGUUCUUAACCAUCAGCCGUUGUGCUCAGCCGAACAUGGUCGCACGCCUGGCUGCGAGCAUUGUCCACCAGGCGCAAACUGUGAUCCCACAACCGGUGCUUGCAUAAAGGCUAAUGUAACAAUAACAACUAUUACUACCAAGAACUCCACAACUACCAAGAUACCAACGAAACCAAGAACAACAGCUAACCCAAACACAGGCGUCAAAACGACGCCGACUACCACAAGGGUCACCACAAGAAACACCACCACCACUACGACCACAACCACUACUACCACUUCCUCCACUAGCACUGAAUCGAGCACAAUCACAAGCGCUACUAACCAGACCAGUAAGAGCCAAAAACCAGACACAGAAAGCACCACCUCCCACACCGAUGCCACAAGGCGCUACCGCGAUGGUGAGAACAAUAUCACCGAUACACCAACUCCGAGGCCCCCGAUCCAGACGACGACGUUGCGGGGCGAAGAUAUUAUAAGUGACAGUCAAAGGCGGACCACUACAACGCCCAAAAUGAAGACCACCAGGCUAGAUACUUCCAACGAAGUUCCAGACACCACGACGGCAUGGCCGAUCGAAUUGCCGACCACGGAGGGCACCACCACGGAGGUCUACAGCACCAACACCAUGAUUGCCCCACUGGGCAACACCACUGACAUCUCAUUAAUUAACCCAUGUACAGUAGAUACUAACUGUGCCCCUAACGAGCACUGUAAGCUGGGGCAUUGCCGUAAGAAAGUAGCGCCGCCGGGUUCACCGAAAACACCCGAGCCCUGUCAAUCUAACAACGACUGCAUUGAGAGCGAGGCCUGUUACAUGGGGGUGUGCCAGGAUCCGUGCGAGUUUGCCAAGAUUUGUGCCGCGAGUGCCAAGUGCACGGCCAAGAGUCAUCGACCGGUUUGCACCUGUCCUCAGGGUCAUGAGGGCAAUCCGAUGGUCAAAUGUGUAACCACUCAAACCUCAAUUGAAUGCACUGACAAUUCGGACUGCGGAGUCACGGAAGCGUGCAUCAAUCAGCUCUGCCAGCAUCCAUGCGAUGUUCAUGAUCCUUGUGCCACAAAUGCUGUUUGCAUCAACAGCAACCAUGCUGCCGAUUGCAGCUGUUCGGAUGGCUUCCAGGGCAAUGGAUUUGUUGGCUGCCAGCCAGCACGUCCCCAUGUCUGCCAAUACAAUGAGGACUGUCCGCCGACGAAGCUCUGCGAUCGCCUUAACCGGCGCUGCAUUAAUCCCUGCCAGGAGGACUCCUGUGGCGAGAAUGCCGAGUGUAUUCCUGUGAACCACGGAACUGAUUGUCGCUGCCUGCCCGGUUUCCUGGGCAACGCCUAUGUGCAAUGUCUGCCUAGUCAAGGCUGCCGUUCCGAUUCUGAGUGCGACUUCAAUCAGGCCUGCAUCAACGGAAAGUGCUCAUCGCCCUGCCAGUGUGGAGCCUUUGCCCUCUGCGAUGUGGUCAACCAUCGUGGGGUGUGCAAAUGCCCUCCUGGCUACACCGGAAAUCCUCAGGUGGGCUGCAGUCCGCCUCGAGACCCAUGCGAUCCCAAUCCAUGUGGCUUAAAUGCCCUGUGUGAGCUGGACAAUGGCAACCCCAUCUGCUACUGCCCCAAGGGACUAACCGGAAAUCCGUUUAAAAAUUGCAUUCCGGAAGGAGAUGAGUGCUCACCGAAUCCCUGUGGUCCCAAUUCCGGAUGCCGUCGCGUAGAUGGCAACCCGAUUUGCUUCUGCCUGCCAGAGUACGAGGGUCAGCCGCCGUCGAUUCCUUGCGAGUUACCUUCGAAUCCCUGCGAUCCUUCGCCUUGCGGUCCGAAUACCCAGUGCUCCGUACUCAGCAACGGUUUCUCCAAGUGCACCUGUCUGCCCAACUAUGUGGAGAGUCCAAACACCAUUCGUGGCUGUGUGGAGCCCAUUAACCCGUGUGACCCCAACCCUUGUGGAACUGGUGCCAUUUGCGAUUCAUCACGUCAGCCCGUGUGCUACUGUCCGGACAACAAGAUUGGAAAUCCUUUCAGGCUGUGCGACAAGCCAGCCGUUACCAUUGAGCUCUGCCAGCCAGGACCAUGUGGCCGAAAUGCCGACUGCUAUGUGGCUGGAAAUCGCGAAGAGUGCUACUGUCGCUCCGGAUAUGUGGGAGAUGCCUACCAAGGAUGCCGUGAACCAAGUCGCACCGUUUGCGAUCCCAAUCCUUGCGGACCGAAUGCCAACUGCGUGGUGGCCGGCGAUGGACAAACCGCCUGCGUUUGUCCCGAUGGCUUGUCCGGUGAUCCCACUUCGCUGAUCGGCUGCCACGGGUACGAGUGCCAAGUGGACGCCGAUUGCCCGAACAGCAAGGCCUGCAUGGGCUACCGCUGCUACGAUCCCUGUCCUGGAGCCUGUGGCCAAGGGGCCCACUGCCGGGUGGAGGAACAUCACCCAGUUUGCUCAUGUAAUUCUGGAUUGACUGGCAACCCAGGAGUUCGCUGCUAUGCACUGGACCAUCCCAAGACGAAUCCAUGCGUUCCCAGCCCGUGUGGCCGGAAUAGCGAAUGUAAGCUGUUGAACAACCGUGCUGUUUGCUCGUGCAUCCCAGGUUACCUGGGUGAUCCGCAGUCGGGAUGCCAGCCAGAGUGCGACAUCAACUCCGAUUGCGGUGAGACCUUGUCGUGCAUCAACCACAAGUGCGUGGAUCCUUGUGCCGGAGCUAUAUGUGGCAUUAAUGCCAUAUGUAAUGUACGCCAGCACACGCCAGUAUGUCUUUGCUUGGACGGAUUUGUUGGCGAUGCCUUUUUACAGUGCGUUGCCAUUGGAGUGCUAAAGAACGUGUCGCGGGAUCCGUGUGCCCCGUCGCCCUGUGGACCCCAUGACGUCUGCUCGGUGUUCGGCGAUGGAGUUGCCCUUUGCGAUCCCUGCUUCGGACCCAAUGCCCAACAGAACCCCCGCUGUCGACCGGAGUGUGUGGCCAACUCUGACUGUCCGUUCGAUCGUGCCUGUUUGGGACAACGCUGUCAGGAUCCCUGCCCCGGAUCCUGCGGACGGAAUGCAGUGUGUAAUGUUUACGAGCAUAACCCUGUCUGCGCUUGUUCCACGGGACUCUUUGGCAACCCGUACGAACAGUGUACGACACUGUCGGUAAUUGAGCCACCACCACAACCAAGCUGCGCCAAGCUCCACUGCGGUGCCAAUGCGGAGUGCAAGCGUCAGCACAGUGGAUUGGCCUGCGUGUGCCGUAAGGGUUACUUUGGAGACCCGCAUAUCGGCUGUCGGCCAGAGUGCGUCCUGAAUAGUGACUGCCCUGCGGAGAAGGCCUGCCUAAACUCCAAGUGCGUGGAGGCUUGUGCCGGAGUGUGUGGCAUCAAUGCCGUAUGCCGCGUGGUUAACCAUGCCCCAGUUUGCAUCUGUGCCGAGGGAUACAGUGGUGAUGCAGCCAUUGCCUGUAACCCCUUUUACCUGCCACCUCCAGUGCGACCAAAUCCAUGUGAACCAUCGCCCUGUGGACCGAAUUCGCGUUGCAAGGCCACCCCAGAUGGCUAUGCAGCCUGUUCCUGCCUGCCGAACUUUAAGGGAGCCCCACCAGUCUGCCAGCCUGAGUGCGUGGUCAGCUCGGAGUGUGCUCCUAACCAGGCCUGUCUGAAUCAGAGGUGCGCCGAUCCCUGUCCGGGUAUCUGUGGAGGUGGAGCCCGCUGCGAAGUGCUCAACCACAACCCGAUCUGUUCCUGUGAGCAAAACUUCGAUGGCGAUCCAUUCGUGGCCUGCUCACCUAUUCAGGAUCCAGGUCGCGACAUCGCUGUGCCAAAGAACCCAUGCGUGCCAUCCCCUUGCGGACCCAACUCCAUAUGCCAGAUCAAACAAAACCGACCUGUCUGUUCGUGCGUGGCCAACUACAUUGGCACUCCGCCGUUUUGCCGGCCGGAGUGCACGCUGAGCAGCGAGUGUCCGUCGGACAAGGCCUGCAUCCAGGAGAAGUGCCAGAAUCCGUGUGCCAACAUAUGUGGACACAAUGCCCGUUGUACGGUCAUCGCCCACUCAGCCCACUGCAGCUGCGAUGAGGACUACGAGGGAGAUGCCUUCAUUGGCUGCUCCAAGAAAAUUACAGACAGAGACCACAUCGAUCCGUGCUACCCCAAUCCAUGUGCUGAGAAUGCUGUGUGCACGCCUCACAAUAACGCCGCUCGCUGUAGUUGCAUUGAGCCCUACAAUGGCGAUCCCUACAGCACCGGAUGUCGUCCGGAAUGUAUCUACAGCGCGGAGUGUCCUUCAUCGCUGGCCUGCAUAAAGCAGCACUGUCGCGAUCCCUGCACGGCUGCCUGCGGUCCAAAUGCCGAGUGCGCGGUGGUUAACCACUUGCCCUCUUGCAGUUGUACCCGAGGAUUCGAGGGUAAUCCCUUCGAAGGAUGCAAGCGCGUGCCGAUUGUCAGACCCGUGAGCGUGUGUGAGCCAAAUCCAUGUGGACCCAAUAGCAUCUGUCGAACCGUCGAGGGACAUCCCACGUGCAGUUGCCAGGUUGGAUACUUUGGAGCCCCGCCUCAGUGCAGACCCGAAUGUGUGGUCAGCUCGGAGUGUGCCCAGAAUCAGGCCUGCAUCAACCAAAAGUGUACGGAUCCAUGUGCCGAGACCUGCGGAUUCAAUGCCAAAUGUCAAGUUAGCAACCACAACCCCAUCUGCUCCUGCCCAGCCAAUUAUGUUGGCGAUCCGUUUGAGCAAUGUGUCCCAAAACCAGCACCAGAACCGACACGCAAUGUGGAUCCCUGCCUGCCCAGCCCAUGUGGCUCCAACUCCAUUUGUCGCAAUGUGAACAGCAGAGCGGAGUGCUCCUGUGCCCCUGGAAUGUUCGGGGCCCCGCCCAACUGCCGACCGGAAUGUGUGAUUAACCAAGAUUGUCCUUCGAAUCGGGCGUGCAUACGUCAGCGAUGCGAGGAUCCUUGCAUUGGCAUUUGCGGCUUUAAUGCCGUCUGCUCCACUCAGCACCACCAACCCAAGUGCAGUUGCAUUGAGAGCUUCGAAGGUGAUCCGUACACCGCCUGCAGAAUGCGUGAGAUCGUGGUGCCAGAUCCACCCUCCGACCCAUGCUACCCAUCGCCAUGUGGUGCCAAUGCCAUUUGUCGCGUGCGCAAUGGAGCCGGCUCCUGCUCGUGCAUUCAGAACUACUUCGGUGAUCCGUACAUCAACUGCCGCCCGGAGUGCGUGCAGAAUAGCGACUGUCCCGGCAGUCGGGCCUGUAUUAACAUGAAGUGCCGCGAUCCUUGUGCCAAUGCCUGUGGAUUUAAUGCCAUCUGUCGGGUGGCCCACCAUCAACCCGUGUGCAGCUGUGAGCCUGGUUUUACCGGCAAUCCACUCCGCGCUUGCGUCGAAAGGCCCACAAAUAUGUACCUGCCCCUGCCCAAAGACCCUUGUAGACCCUCGCCGUGUGGCCUCUUCAGUACUUGUCAUGUGGUUAGGGACCGACCCGUGUGUGCCUGCCUGCCAGACUACAUGGGCGCUCCACCCAACUGCAAGCCAGAGUGCAUGACCAGUGCGGAGUGUCCUUCAGAUAGGGCCUGCAUAAACCAACGUUGCAAAGAUCCCUGCCCCGGCACAUGUGGCUUCAACGCCCGUUGUCGAUGCACCAAUCACUCGCCAAUCUGCAGUUGCUACGAUGGGUACACCGGGGAUCCGUUCCACCAGUGCGUGCCUGAAAGAAAACCACCACCAAUCCCAGCCGAUCCCAUUGUUCCGUCCAAUCCCUGUGUGCCGUCACCAUGUGGACCCAACUCCCAGUGUCAAGUUUCGAGCAGUGGAGCCGUAUGCUCCUGCGUAACCAAUUACAUAGGACGACCACCGGGUUGUCGACCAGAGUGCAGCAUCAAUUCCGAGUGUCCGGCCAGAAUGGCCUGCGUCAAUGCUCGUUGUGCCGAUCCCUGCAUCGGAUCAUGUGGAAAUAAUGCCCUCUGCCAUGUCAGCCUGCAUACACCGGUUUGCAUGUGCGAACCUGGUUUCUCCGGCGAUCCAUUCUCCGGCUGCUAUAAGAUCAUAGAGACCCCCAUUGAAGUGAUCCAACCCUGUCGCCCAAGUCCGUGCGGCUUGAAUGCACUGUGCGAGGAGCGAAAUCAGGCAGCCGCCUGCAAGUGUCUGCCGGAAUACUUUGGCGAUCCGUAUGUCGAGUGCCGCCCCGAGUGUGUUAUUAAUUCGGACUGUCCCAGGUCGCGAGCCUGUGUCAACCAGAAGUGCGUGGAUCCAUGUCCGGGAAUGUGCGGACACAGCGCCCAAUGCGCCGUCUUUAAUCACGCCCCCAACUGCGAGUGCGUACCUGGUUACACGGGUAACCCCAUCGUCGGUUGCCUUCUCGUCCCCGAGACUCCGCGUUAUCCCGACCCCAUAGUGCCCGAAAACCCUUGUCAACCAUCGCCCUGCGGCCUCUACAGCAUUUGUCGUCCUGUUAAUGACCACGCAGUCUGCUCCUGUGUGCCCAACCAUAUCGGUUCCCCUCCCAACUGCCGGCCCGAGUGCAUGAGCAGCUCGGAGUGCGCACAGGACAAGUCGUGCAUCAACGAGCGCUGCAAGGAUCCCUGUCCAGGCACCUGCGGCAACAACGCACUCUGCCGCGUGGUUAACCACAACCCCAUCUGCUCCUGCAGUCCCGGCUUCAGCGGUGAUCCGUUCGUGCGCUGCUUCCCGCAAGAGAUAGAGCGGCCGCCCAUCACCCAUGAUCGCAUCGAUCCGUGUGUGCCCACGCCAUGUGGGCCCAACUCUCUGUGCCGGGUGUCGGCUGCCAAUGAGCAGGCUGUCUGCUCAUGCUUGGAGCAUUACGUGGGUAGGGCGCCGAACUGCCGGCCGGAGUGCACCUCGGACUCCGAGUGCCCCGGCAAUUCGGCCUGCAUCAAUCUGCGCUGCCGGGAUCCGUGUGUCGGUACCUGCGGCAUCCAGACCACUUGCCUUGUAAAUAAUCAUAGACCCAUUUGCCGCUGCAUUGAGGGCUAUGCAGGGGACCCAUUCUCAGAGUGUAGUCCGAAGAUUAAUGUGCCGCCAGAGGUGGCACAGCCCUGCAACCCGAGUCCCUGCGGCGCCAAUGCGGUUUGCAAGGAGCGCAAUGGCGUAGGUUCCUGCACCUGCCUGCCGGAGUACAAUGGAGAUCCGUACACCGAGUGCCGUCCAGAGUGCGUGCUGAAUAGUGACUGCUCGAAGAACCGCGCCUGCCUCAACAACAAAUGCCGCGAUCCCUGUCCGGGUGUCUGUGGCGUGUCCGCCGAGUGUCAUGUGAUCAACCACGCCCCCAGCUGUAGUUGCCCAUCUGGAUUCACUGGCAAUCCCUCGCAAUACUGCCGGGAGAUACCAAGAUUGCCCGCACCUGUUGAACCGUGUCGUCCUUCGCCAUGCGGUCCUUACAGCCAGUGCCGUGAGGUGAACGGACAUGCGGUCUGCUCCUGCGUUACGAACUACAUUGGCACUCCGCCUGCCUGUCGUCCGGAGUGCUCGGUUAGUUCCGAAUGUGCUCAGGACAGGGCAUGUGCCAAUCAGCGCUGUGUGGACCCAUGUCCGGGCACCUGUGGCAACGAGGCCCUCUGUAAGGUGACCAACCACAACCCGAUCUGCUCCUGCCCAGCCGGCUACAGCGGCGAUCCUUUCGUGCGCUGUGCACCGUGGCAGGAGGAACCGGAGCAGCCCAAGUCCAAUGAGAAUCCCUGCGUGCCCAGUCCCUGCGGACGCAAUUCCCAGUGCCGUGUCGUGGGUGAGACGGGUGUGUGCUCCUGCCUGCCCAAUUUCGUGGGCAGGGCUCCCAACUGUCGUCCAGAGUGCACACUCAACACCGAGUGUCCUGCCACUUUGGCAUGUGUCAAUGAACGCUGUCAGGAUCCCUGUCCGGGAUCGUGCGGCUUCAAUGCCUACUGCAGUGUGGUGAAUCACUCGCCCGUCUGCUCUUGCGACAAUGGUUUCACUGGUGAUCCCUUCGCCGGCUGCAAUCCACAACCUCCCACCGUACCCGAUGAACGCCUGACUCCCUGCCAACCCUCGCCCUGUGGCCCGAAUGCCGAGUGCCGCGAGCGCAACGGAGCCGGCUCCUGUACGUGUUUGCCGGAGUACUUCGGUGAUCCGUACAGUGGCUGUCGUCCGGAGUGCGUGGUGAACAGUGAUUGUUCGCGCGACAAGUCGUGUGUCAACCAGAAAUGCGUGGACCCAUGUCCAGGUGUUUGUGGCUUGAACGCCCAGUGUCGUGUUUCCAAUCAUCUGCCCAGCUGCUCUUGUCUGGCCGGUUACACUGGAAAUCCGUCGAGCGCGUGCCGUGAAAUUCCACAGUUGCCUCCACCACCCGAACGGGAUGAGAACCCCUGUCGACCUUCGCCCUGCGGCGCCUACAGCCAAUGUCGCGAGGUUAACGGUCAUGCCGUGUGCUCCUGCCUACAGGGCUUCGUUGGCUCAGCACCCAACUGCCGACCCGAGUGCAUCAUUAGCUCGGAUUGCGCCCAAGAUCUCAACUGUCAGAAUCAAAAGUGCGUGGACCCGUGUCCGGGCACUUGCGGCAUUGAGGCCCGCUGCCAGGUCAUUAACCACUAUCCCGCAUGCUCCUGUGCCCCAGGUUUUACCGGAGAUCCCUUCAACCGAUGCACAAAGAUAUUGUUGGAGCCCCCACCCGCCGAAAAAUCCGGUAAUCCCUGCAUCCCCUCACCGUGCGGACCCAACUCGAAAUGCCUCGAUGUCCGCGGUUCGCCUGCAUGCUCCUGUCUGCCCGACUACCUGGGACGUCCGCCCAACUGCCGGCCCGAGUGCCUCAGUAGUGCCGACUGUCCUGCCAAUCUGGCCUGUGUCAACCAGCGCUGCUCGAAUCCAUGCAUCGGCGCCUGUGGCCUGCAUUCCGUGUGCACGGUCAUCAAGCACCGACCGACAUGCGAGUGUGUGCCUGGUUACACCGGAGAUCCCUUCUCCGGCUGUGCGAUUGUGCAGCAAAUUGCUGUCAUAGACGAACCGAGAAAUCCAUGCAAUCCCAGCCCCUGUGGAGCCAAUGCUAUCUGUCGGGAGCGCAAUGGAGCUGGCUCUUGUGCCUGCCUGCCAGAAUACUUUGGAGAUCCGUACAGUGGGUGCCGGCCGGAAUGUGUCCAGAAUGACGAUUGCGAUCGGUCGCGUGCCUGCAUCAACAACAAGUGCCAGGAUCCAUGUCCAGGAGCCUGCGGCAUCAACGCCGAGUGUAGGGUCUUGAAUCACGGACCCAAUUGCAACUGUUUCGAAGGCUAUACCGGAGAUCCGCAUAGGUCGUGCUCGCUGAUCGAGGUGGUCACCAGACGGCCGGAUAACCCAUGUAAGCCGUCGCCCUGCGGACCUUACAGCCAGUGUUUGGACACCAACAGCCAUGCGGUGUGCAGCUGCCUGGAGGGCUAUAUUGGAGCUCCGCCCAGCUGCAAACCAGAGUGCGUGGUCAGUUCAGAGUGCCCCCAGAAUAGAGCUUGCAUCAAUCAGAAGUGCGAGGAUCCGUGCCGCGGAUCGUGCGGUAAUAAUGCCAGGUGCCAGGUGGUGAACCACAAUCCUAUCUGUACCUGCCAAGCGGGCAUGACCGGAGAUCCCAUCUCGGGCUGUGAGCCCACUCCAACCGUGAAGGAAGUGGACGACAACCCGUGUGUGCCGUCGCCAUGUGGACCCAACUCGAAUUGCCGUGAGAUUGGCAAACAGGCCGCUUGCUCCUGCCAGACAAGCUUCAUUGGACGUCCGCCCAAUUGCCGACCGGAAUGUACGAACAACGACGAGUGCCAGAACCAUCUGUCCUGCCAGCAGGAGCGAUGUGUCGACCCAUGUCCCGGCUCGUGUGGCAGCAACGCCAUCUGCCAGGUGGUGCAGCACAAUGCUGUGUGCUCCUGCGCCGAUGGCUAUGAGGGUGAACCGCUCUUCGGCUGCCAGCUGAUCCCGGCUGUGACGCCAACUGAGUCACCUGGCUCUCCCUGCGAACCAUCGCCCUGCGGCCCACAUGCCGAGUGUCGGGAGAGGAACGGAGCUGGAGCUUGUUACUGCCACGAAGGAUUCGAGGGUAAUCCGUAUGAUGCCCAGCGAGGAUGCCGUCGAGAGUGCGAGAAUAACGACGAAUGUUCCGCUGUACAAGCCUGCUCUCGCUUCAAGUGCGUUGAUCCGUGCAACAACAUCUGCGGAGACUAUGCCAUUUGCACAGUGGACAAACACGUGCCAACUUGUGACUGCCCGCCGGGAUACACUGGGGAUCCGUUCUUCAGCUGCAAGCCUGUGCCGGUUACCCCGCGACCUCCACUGAACCCAUGCAAUCCGUCCCCCUGCGGACCCAACAGCAACUGCCGUGCCAUGAACAACCAGGCAGUGUGCUCCUGCCAGGCAGGAUUCAUUAACCAGCCGCCCAACUGCAAACCCGAGUGCGUGGUCAGCGCCGAGUGUGCUCCGGAAAGAGCCUGUGUAAACAAGAAGUGCGUGGAUCCAUGUCUACACACCUGCGGCAUCAGAGCCAUCUGCACCACCAAGAACCACAGUCCCAUCUGCACGUGUCCACGUACAAUGACCGGAGAUCCGUUUGUCGAGUGCACUAGAGUUGCAAUCACACAUGACAGUACCACACCUUCGCCGCCACCCGCAUCAUGUGUUCCAUCUCCUUGCGGACCAAACGCCAAGUGCCAGAUUGUGGGCAACAGUCCGGCCUGCUCCUGCCUGCCAAACUUCAUCGGAGCGCCGCCCCGGUGUCGCCCGGAGUGCGUGUUGAACUCUGAAUGCGGACCCACAGAGGCGUGUAUCAACCAGAAGUGCGCCGAUCCCUGCUCCGGAUCUUGUGGAUUCGAGGCCAAGUGCCAUGUGCUUAACCACCUGCCCAUCUGCAACUGCAUCGAGGGCUUCGAGGGAGAUCCGUUCGUGCGCUGCACCAAAAAGGAAGAAGUCAAAACGCCAACCGUGAACGAUCCAUGCAACCCGAGCCCGUGCGGUCAAAACGCAGACUGCUUUGCCGGAGAGUGUCGCUGCCAGAAUAAUUACCAAGGAAAUGCCUACGAGGGCUGCCGUCCGGAGUGCACACUCUCGGCAGAUUGUCCCAGGGACAAGGCCUGUAUGCGCAACCGCUGUGUGGAUCCCUGCCCGGGCAUCUGCGGCAACAAUGCCAUGUGCGAGGUGAUGAACCACAUUCCGGUGUGCUCAUGCUUCCAGGGCUACGAGGGAGAUCCGUUCGUGAACUGUCGCGUGAAACCAGUCGUGGAGGACCCUAUUGUUGAGGCCUGCUCCCCAUCGCCGUGUGGUUCCAACAGCCAGUGCCGUGAUGUCAACGGCCAUGCAGUGUGCUCUUGCCUGGAGGGUUAUAUCGGAGCACCGCCUCAGUGUCGUCCCGAGUGCGUGGUGUCCAGCGAGUGCUCCGCUUUGCAGGCUUGUGUCAACAAGAAGUGCGUGGAUCCCUGCGCCGCUGCCUGCGGAUUGGAGGCCCGCUGUGAAGUCAUCAACCAUAGCCCGAUCUGUGGUUGUCCACCUGGCCGAACUGGUGAUCCGUUCAAGCAGUGCGUGGUCCUGCCACCGAUUCCUGUACCGGAUGUCAAAACUCCCCAAGAUCCUUGCCUUCCCUCGCCCUGUGGACCCAAUUCCAUCUGCAAGGCCGAUCGGAAUGGUCCCGUCUGCCAGUGCCAACCCGAGUUCUUUGGCUCGCCACCCAACUGUCGUCCGGAGUGCAUCAUCAAUCCGGACUGUCAAUCGACACAGGCGUGCAUCAACAACAAGUGCAGCAAUCCUUGCCCAGAAUCCUGCGGAACCAACGCCGAGUGUCGUGUCAUCGGACACGCUGUUUCCUGCUCCUGCCCAACCGGAUAUGCUGGCAACGCCUUCGUUCAAUGCGUGCCUCAGCAGGAGGAACCACCUAAGCCUUGCCAGCCAUCGCCAUGUGGAGCCAAUGCCGAGUGCAUCGAGCGGAAUGGAGCCGCUGCCUGCAAGUGUAUUGAUGAGUACCAGGGCAAUCCCUACGAGGGCUGUCGCCCCGAGUGCGUAUUGAGCUCGGAUUGUCCCACGGACAAGGCGUGCAUCCGCAACAAGUGCCAGGAUCCUUGUCCCGGAAUAUGUGGAUUGAACGCCCAGUGUUAUGCCGUUAACCAUGUGCCCAACUGUGCCUGCAACGAUGGCUUUACUGGGGAUCCGUUCGGCAGUUGUCGCCGAGUGGAAGUCUCAAAGCCACCACCAGUUGGAGAUCCCUGCAUUCCGUCCCCCUGCGGAGCCAACAGCAAAUGCAGGGUGGCCAAUGGCUUGGCCGUGUGCUCUUGCCUGGAUACCUUCAUCGGAGCUCCGCCCAAUUGCAAACCAGAGUGCACGGUCAAUGCCGAGUGUCCCUCGACCAAGGCGUGUCAUAAGUUCCGCUGUGCCAAUCCCUGCGCCAAGACGUGUGGCCUGAAUGCCAAGUGCGAGGUGAUAAACCACAACCCGAUCUGCAGUUGUCCAUUGGACAUGACGGGCGAUCCGUUCGCCCGCUGCUAUCCAGCUCCCCCGCAGCCGCCUCCAGGACCCAGGGAUGAGCCUGUGAAGAGACCAUGCCAACCCUCGCCGUGUGGAUUGAACUCAGAGUGUAGGGUGCGCGACGAGCAGGCCUCCUGCUCCUGCCUGCCCAACUUUAUUGGAGCACCGCCCAACUGUCGUCCCGAGUGCGUUGUUAACACAGAUUGCUCGCCGGACAGAGCUUGCAUUGCCGAAAAGUGUCGCGAUCCUUGUGAUGGAUCCUGCGGAGUAGACUCCGACUGUCGGGUUCAGAACCACCUGGCCAUCUGUACUUGUCGCGGAGGAUUCACCGGUGAUCCGUUUGUCCGUUGCAUCGAGUUCAUCGAAGAGACCACAAAGUCACCGCCACUCACCCAGGAUCCGUGCGAUCUGCAGCCAUGUGGAUCGAAUGCCGAGUGCAGGAAUGGUAUCUGUAGCUGUCUGCCGGAAUACCAGGGAGAUCCCUACACCGGCUGUCGCCCAGAAUGUACCUUGAGCACCGACUGUCCACCUACCAAGGCAUGCCUGAACAAGAAGUGCGUGGAUCCCUGCCCCGGAGUUUGUGGCCAGAACUCGCAGUGCGAUGUUUCGAACCAUAUACCGAUAUGCAGUUGCCUGCAGGGCUACACGGGUGAUCCGUUCGUGCAUUGUCGUCACGAGACGCCAGUUGCGAAGGAUCCAUGUCAGCCAAAUCCCUGCGGACCCAACAGCUUGUGCCACAUUUCCGGCCAAGGACCAGUGUGUGCCUGCCAACCGGGAAUGCUGGGCUCACCACCCGCCUGCAAACCGGAAUGCAUCGUCAGCUCAGAGUGCUCGCUGCACAUGGCCUGUGUGAACAGGAAGUGCGUGGAUCCCUGCCCCGGAGCUUGUGGACAAUUUGCCCGUUGCCAGGUGAUCAACCACAACCCGUCGUGCUCUUGCAAUACGGGCUACACCGGCGAUCCGUUCACUCGAUGCUACCAAGAGGAGCGAAAACCACCACCGACGCCAGAGAACCCAUGUCAGCCAUCUCCUUGUGGACCUAAUUCCGAGUGCAAGGUGCUGAAUGGAAACGCAGCCUGCUCGUGUGCGGCCACUUUUAUUGGAACGCCACCCAGCUGCCGACCCGAAUGCUCCAUCAAUCCGGAAUGUCCGCCGACCAAGGCCUGCAUACGGCAAAAGUGCUCCAAUCCUUGCGAGAAUGCCUGUGGAUUUAAUGCCCGCUGUAAUGUGGCCAAUCAUCAACCCAUCUGCACCUGCGAUGUGGGCUAUACUGGAGAUCCGUUCACCGGCUGUCAAAAGGAGCAAGAACGCAUUGUCAAUGAGCAGGUGACCCCCUGCGAACCCAAUCCCUGCGGCUCAAAUGCAGUUUGUCGCGAAAGAAAUGUCAUCGGUUCCUGCCAGUGCCUGCCCGAUCACUUUGGUGACCCCUACCAGUCGUGUCGCCCGGAGUGCGUUCGUCACUCGGACUGCGCCUCCAACAAGGCGUGCCAGCAGCAAAAGUGUCGCGAUCCCUGCCCAGGCACUUGUGGCAGCAAUGCGGACUGCAGUGUAACUAACCACCUACCAACCUGUACUUGUCGCAUUGGAUACACGGGCGACCCGUACCGCUACUGCCAUGUGGAACCACCACAACUCCCUGCUCGUGUGACCGAACCCACGCAGCCCUGUCGCCCCUCACCGUGUGGUCCCAACUCCCAGUGUCGCGAACUCAACGGCCAGGCCGUGUGCUCCUGCCUAGAGCUCCACGUCGGUCUGCCCCCCAACUGCCGACCCGAGUGUGUCCUCAGUACCGAAUGUCCCACCGAUAAGGCUUGCAUCAGCCAACGUUGUCAGGAUCCUUGUCCAGGCACUUGUGGCAUUAAUGCCGAGUGCCGGGUGCGUAAUCACAGUCCUUUGUGUCAGUGUCGUCAAGGUUUCACCGGUGAUUCCUUUACCCGUUGUUAUGCCCUGCCACCCCCACCGCCUGAAAUCCAGCGUAUUGAACUUGAUCCCUGCCUGCCAUCGCCCUGCGGUCUGAAUAGUCAGUGCCGUAAUGUGCAGGGUGUGCCAUCCUGUUCCUGUCUGCCAGAUUUCUUGGGGGUACCGCCCAACUGUCGACCCGAGUGCACUAUCAGUGCAGAAUGUCCAUCCAAUCUGGCUUGCAUACGCGAGAAGUGUAUCGAUCCCUGCCCCGGUUCUUGUGGCUUUGCCGCCGAGUGUAAUGUGGUAAACCACACGCCCAUUUGCGUGUGUCCAGCUGGUUUUACGGGUGAUCCUUUUAGUAGCUGUCGUCUUGCGCCGCCACCUGAGCCUACUCAAAACGAAUAUGUUGAUCCCUGCAACCCAUCGCCUUGUGGCCCCAAUGCGCAGUGCAACACUGGAGUGUGCACUUGUUUGGCCGAAUUCCAUGGGGAUCCCUACUCCGGCUGCCGGCCCGAGUGCGUCUUGAGUUCCGAUUGCCCCAGAGACAAGGCUUGCCAUCGUAGCAAAUGUGUGAACCCCUGUCCGGGAACUUGUGGCGAAAAUGCCAUUUGCGAUGUCAUCAAUCACAUACCCAUGUGCAGAUGUCCCGAACGCACUGCUGGCAGCGCCUUUAUUCGGUGCUCCCCUGUGCUGAUUUCAGUAACUAAUCCCUGCCGACCCUCGCCGUGUGGUCCCAAUUCUCAAUGCCGCGAGGUUAAUCAGCAAGCAGUGUGCUCGUGCCUGUCAAGCUUCAUUGGAGCUCCGCCAUCCUGCCGACCCGAGUGCACCUCGAACUCCGAGUGUGCACCCACCCAAGCCUGCCUCAAUCAACGUUGCGGAGACCCCUGUCCCGGAACAUGUGGAGUGGGCGCCAAUUGUGCUGUUGUCAGUCAUAAUCCCUUCUGUACAUGUCCUGAGAGGUUUACGGGAAAUCCAUUUGUUCGUUGCCAGCCUCAAAUUGACCCACCUGUUCGUGAUGUUGCGCCCGUUGAUCCCUGCCGCCCAUCUCCUUGUGGACCUUAUUCCCAGUGUCGGCCAGUUGGCGAGGCCCCUGCCUGCUCGUGUCUGGAAACCUACAUUGGACGUCCGCCGAACUGUCGGCCAGAAUGUGUGACCAGCUCGGACUGCACCAGUCAAAUGGCCUGUGUAAACCAAAAGUGCGUUGAUCCCUGCCCAGGACGCUGUGGCCUCAAUGCCGAGUGCCAUGUGGUCAGCCAUGCUGUGCAGUGUGUCUGCCAGCAGGGCUUCAACGGAGAUCCAUUCGUGCAGUGCAGACCGGAGAUCGCAUAUGAAAAUGAAGUCCGAACACCGUGUAGCCCUAGUCCUUGUGGGUCGAAUGCCGUGUGCCGCGAUCGCAAUGGAGUUGGAUCCUGCCAGUGUCUGCCGCAGUACUUCGGAGAUCCUUACAACGGUUGUCGUCCGGAGUGCAUGAUUGACUCGGAUUGUCCGUCCAACAGGGCUUGUCAGCAACUGAGAUGCCAGGAUCCCUGCCCAGGAACUUGUGGACUGAAUGCUAACUGUCAAGUGGUUAACCAUUUGCCAACUUGUAAUUGUCUAACCGGAUAUGUGGGAGACCCAUACCGCCAAUGUAAUCGACUGCCAGAACGUAAGGAACAUACAGCAAUACCCUUUUCCGCAUUUUUCAAGACCAAAUUUUUAGCACCUCAAAACGAGUACGUGAAUCCCUGUCAGCCUACACCCUGCGGUACCAACUCCCAAUGUCGCGUUUCAAAUGAGCAAGCUGUUUGCUCCUGUCUACCACAAUUUGUGGGAACUCCACCAUCAUGCCGCCCCGAGUGCACCAUCUCCUCGGAGUGCUCUGUGGAUAGGGCAUGUGUUAAUCAGAAGUGCGUGGAUCCUUGUGCAGCGGACACAUGCGGUAGCAAUGCCAUAUGUAGGGUGCGUAAUCACAGCCCCAUUUGCAGUUGCAUCAGCGGCUUCACAGGCGAUGCCUUUACUCGUUGUUUCCCCAUUCCACCGCCGAUUGUUGAGACUAAGGAUGAACCCCUGAGGGAUCCCUGUAUACCAACACCGUGUGGUCCUAACUCUGAAUGCCGAAACAUCAAUGGAGUACCGGCUUGUUCGUGCUUGGCGAACUUUAUCGGCCAGGCUCCCAACUGUCGCCCUGAGUGCACGAUUAACUCGGAAUGUCCCAGUCAGCAGGCGUGCAUCAACCAAAAAUGUCGCGAUCCGUGUCCAGGAGCCUGCGGUCAGAAUGCUGUUUGCAGAGUCACCAACCACACACCACUUUGCGCCUGCAUCGAUGGUUAUAUAGGCAAUCCAUUCACCAGCUGUAGUCCCAAGCCACCAGAACCGCCAGCGCCACCAAUUGCCGACGAUCCUUGCAACCCAUCACCUUGCGGAGCUAAUGCUCUCUGCCGAAAUGGCCAAUGUUCGUGUAUACCCGAAUACCAGGGAGAUCCGUAUGUCUCUUGCCGUCCGGAGUGCGUGCUGAAUACAGAUUGUCCAAGAGAUCGGGCCUGUGUGCGCAACAAAUGCAUCGAUCCAUGCCCUGGAACUUGCGGGGUUAACGCUUUGUGCGAGGUCACCAACCAUAUUCCUAUUUGCCGCUGCCCAGAGCAGAUGUCUGGCAAUGCUUUCUUCGAGUGUCGACCAGUGCCUCCAGCCAAAAUUCAAAAUCCCUGCCAGCCAACGCCUUGUGGUCCGAACAGUCAGUGCCGGGUGGUGCAGCAAACCGCAGUCUGCUCCUGCCUGACCGACUACGCCGGCAGCCCGCCGCAAUGUAGACCGGAAUGUGUGACCAACUCAGACUGCCCUGCCGAUCAAGAUUGCCAGAAUAUGAAAUGUCGCGAUCCCUGCCCUGGUACUUGUGGCUUCAAUGCCCUCUGCAACGUUGUCAACCACCGACCCUUCUGCAGCUGCCCCUCAAGCAUGUCCGGAAAUCCCUUUGUGAGCUGCCAGCAGCUAAGUAAGCCACCAUGGUUUUUUAAUGCUUUUCCCAUGCCUAAGCCUGAAGUUUUUUCAGUAAUACGCGAUGAGAGACCACCAAAUCCCUGCCAGCCAUCGCCUUGUGGCCCCAACUCCGAAUGUCGCGUCUCAGGAGACUCACCAUCGUGUUCUUGCCUACCCGAAUUUGAGGGUGCACCCCCGAAUUGCCGACCCGAGUGCAUAUCCAACUCUGAGUGUCCCACCAACCGUGCUUGUAUCAACCAGAAAUGCGUGGAUCCCUGUCCAGGACUUUGCGGUCUUAAUGCCAAUUGUCGAGUAUUCAGUCAUAGUGCCAUGUGCUUGUGUGACAGUGGCUUCACCGGAGAUCCGUUUAGUCAAUGCAGUCCAUUUAGGGACACUCCUCCUGAAAUUCUGCAACCCUGCAACCCUAGUCCUUGUGGUGUAAACGCUAAGUGCGAGGAGCGUGGUGGUGCAGGAUCAUGCCAGUGCUUGCCUGACUACUUCGGAAAUCCCUAUGAUGGAUGUCGACCCGAGUGCGUUCUGAACUCUGACUGUCCCUCAAAUCUGGCGUGUGUCAACCAGAAAUGUCGCGAUCCUUGUCCCGGCACCUGUGGCCAAAGCGCCGAGUGCCAGGUGGUUAACCACUUGGCCACCUGUAAUUGCCUGGUCGGUUACACCGGAGACCCGUACAGCUUGUGUCGCAUUAUAGUCAAUGAGCCACCCGAACGCGUUUAUGUUAAUCCGUGCCAGCCAUCUCCAUGCGGUCCAAACUCGCAGUGCCGUGAAGUCAACGAGCAAGGCGUUUGUUCUUGCUUGCCAGAGUUUAUUGGUACUCCGCCAGCUUGUCGUCCGGAAUGCACCAGCAGUUCGGAGUGCGUCGCUGACAAGGCUUGCAUGAACCGCAAAUGUGUGGAUCCCUGUCCAAAUGUUUGUGGACAGCAGGCCGAGUGUCGCGUGCGUAACCACAAUCCGAUUUGUACCUGCCUCAGUGGAUUUACGGGUGAUCCAUUCACUCGUUGUUAUCGUCAGCCGCCUCCUCCACCAGUGAAAAUUCAACGUGAACCCCUUGAUCCUUGUGUUCCUUCACCAUGCGGCGCGAAUUCUCAGUGUCGCGAAAUCCACGGCACACCAUCCUGCUCUUGCCUGCCCCAGUACUUAGGAACUCCACCCAGUUGUCGUCCGGAAUGUUCCAUUAAUGCCGAAUGUCUCAGUCAUCAGGCCUGCAUUAACCAGAAGUGUCGCGAUCCUUGUCCGGGCUCUUGUGGUCUCAACACUCAGUGCAAUGUGAUUAACCACACGCCCAUUUGCAGUUGUCUGGUGGGUUACAUCGGUGACCCAUUCAGCGUUUGCAAUCCCCAGCCAAUACCAGAGAAAAUUCAAGACCCAUUGCCUCCCGAGGAUCCGUGCAACCCAUCACCUUGUGGCUCUAACACUCAAUGCAACAAUGGGGUAUGCUCUUGUCUGCCAGAAUACCAUGGCGAUCCGUAUACCGGUUGUCGUCCUGAGUGCGUCCUUCACACCGACUGUGAUCGUAGUAGGGCUUGUGUACGCCACAAGUGCGUUGAUCCUUGUCCCGGUAUCUGUGGCACCAACGCGAUAUGUGAGGUUUUGAACCACAUUCCAAACUGCCGCUGUUUGGAGAGAAUGCAGGGCAAUGCCUUCAUUCAAUGCAGUCCAAUUCCACAGCUCGACGUGGUGCAGAAUCCUUGCCAACCAACGCCAUGCGGACCCAACUCGCAGUGUCGCGUUGUUAACCAGCAGGCCAUCUGCUCCUGCAUCUCGCCUUUCAUAGGAAGCCCGCCGUUCUGCCGACCGGAAUGCACCACCAAUUCGGAUUGUCCCUUGAACCUGGCCUGCCGUAACCAGAAGUGCAGUGAUCCUUGUCCUGGAGUUUGUGGUCGCGGUGCCCAGUGUCAUGUGACUAACCACAGUCCAUUCUGCCGCUGCUUGGAACGCUACACGGGCAAUCCGUUCGUGAGUUGUCAACAGGUCAUUGAACCUCCGGUGCCACCACCAAGGCAAACUUGCCUGCCAUCACCCUGCGGACCGUAUUCCCAGUGCCGUGAAGUAAACGAGUCACCUUCCUGCACCUGUCUGUCAGACUACAUUGGAGCACCACCCAAUUGUCGACCGGAGUGCGUGACCAGUUCAGAGUGUCCCUCGAAUCAGGCCUGCAUUCAGCAGAAGUGUCGCGAUCCCUGCCCAGGACUAUGUGGACAAUUAGCGGAAUGUCGAGUAAUUUCGCACACGCCAAGUUGUGUAUGUCCGGAAGGAAUGGAAGGUGAUCCGUUUACUCUCUGCACGGAGAAGAGGAUUCAGGAACGGGACCAGUUGGACCCUUGCAGUCCCAGUCCUUGUGGAAUCAAUGCCCGCUGUACCUCUCGCCAGGAUGCCGGCUCUUGUCAAUGCUUGCCAGAAUACUUUGGGAAUCCCUACGAGGGAUGUCGCCCUGAGUGCGUCCUCAAUUCGGACUGCCCAUCGAACAAAGCUUGUCAGCAACAGAAGUGUCAGGAUCCGUGUCCAGGAACUUGUGGUCAGAAUGCGCUGUGCAAUGUCCUGAAUCAUGUCCCCAGUUGUAGUUGCAUAACGGGCUAUUCCGGUGAUCCGUAUAGAACGUGUGUCCCAGAACCCGUCAAGGAAUACGUCAAUCCCUGCCUGCCAUCGCCUUGUGGUCACAACUCGCAGUGUCGUGAGGUCAACGAACAGGCCAUAUGCUCGUGUUUGUCAGAAUACGUUGGAGCUCCGCCGGUGUGCCGACCGGAAUGUACGAUAUCUUCAGAGUGUCCGGCUGACAAGGCCUGUGUGAAUCAGAAAUGUAUAGAUCCCUGUCCCAACACUUGUGGGGAACAAGCCAUCUGUCGUGUCGUGAACCACAGUCCCAUUUGUUCCUGUCGCGCCGGUUACACGGGCGAUGCCUUCUUCCGCUGCUUCCCCAAGCGUCCGGUACCACCUACACCUAUACAAAAGACUCCAGUUGACCCUUGUGUGCCCUCACCCUGCGGUCCCUACUCCCAGUGCCGGUCCCGAGGAGAUGCUCCUGCCUGUUCCUGUUUGAUUGGAUAUUUGGGAGCUCCUCCCAAUUGCCGACCCGAAUGUCGCAUCAACGCCGAGUGUCCCAGUAGUCAGGCGUGCAUCAAUGAAAAGUGUAGGGAUCCCUGCCCCGGCUCCUGUGGCUACGGUGCCAUUUGUAAUGUAAUCAAUCACACGCCCAGCUGCAUUUGCCCGUCAGGCUACUCUGGUGACCCAUUCAGUCAGUGCCAGCCGCUGCCACCACCGCCACCAACACCCGCUAAGCUUGACGAUCCAUGCAACCCAUCGCCUUGCGGUCCGAACGCUCAGUGCAAUAAUGGAGUCUGCACCUGCGUUCCCGAAUACCACGGCGAUCCUUACAGCGGAUGCCGACCAGAGUGCAUUACCAGUGCAGAUUGUUCACGAGAACUCGCCUGCUCACGUCACAAAUGUUUCGACCCUUGCCCGGGAACCUGUGCCCCCAACGCCAUUUGUACUGUGCUCAAUCACGUGCCCAUGUGCACUUGUCCGGAGGGUUAUAACGGCAAUGCGUUUGUUCAGUGUCAGCCCACACCACCCCCUGUCCUCGUCCAGCCCUGCCAGCCCUCUCCAUGCGGUCCGAACUCACAAUGCCGGGAAGUCAACCAGCAGGCUGUAUGCUCCUGUGUGUCAGGUUACUUUGGAACCCCACCGCUUUGUCGUCCGGAAUGUACAUCAAACUCGGAAUGUUUGUCGCAACAGGCGUGUGUUAACCAAAAGUGUAUGGAUCCGUGUCCCGGUUCGUGUGGCCGCAAUGCGCAGUGCAGUGUGGUGAACCACAAUCCCUUCUGUACCUGUCUGCCUCGCUUUACUGGCAAUCCUUUCGUGGGUUGUCAACAGAUUAUCGAACCGCCACGCCAAGAUAUUGUACCUCAAGAUCCCUGCCGUCCAUCGCCUUGUGGUCCCAACUCCGAAUGUCGCGCUGUUGGUGAGACACCAACUUGUACGUGUCUUGCUGAUUUCGUGGGCUCUCCGCCAUAUUGCAAACCCGAAUGUGUGGCCAACUCUGAGUGUCCUUCGAACCUGGCUUGUAUCAAUCAGAAGUGUCGCGAUCCCUGUCCAGGGUUGUGCGGUUUUAGUGCCUCAUGUCGCGUCGUCUCCCACACUGCAAUCUGCAUUUGCGAUGCGGGCUUGACCGGAGAUCCUUUUACCCAGUGUCAGCCCAUUGUGGCCGAUGUGGAGAUCAUCAAUCCCUGCCAUCCCUCGCCUUGCGGCGCCAAUGCUGAGUGCAUCCAACGGAAUGGAGCCGGAGCCUGUCAGUGUCUCGCAGAAUAUUUCGGGAACCCCUAUGAGGGCUGUCGGCCGGAGUGUGUUUUGAACUCGGACUGCCCCUCGAAUAGAGCUUGUCAGCAGCAGAAGUGCCGUGAUCCCUGCCCCGGAAGCUGUGGACAGAACGCCGAGUGCAAUGUGGUUCACCACACACCCAUGUGCAACUGCUUCGCUGGAUUUGUAGGCGAUCCAUACCGCUAUUGUAGCCAACCGCCAGAACCUGUUGUCCAUGAGUAUGUGAACCCCUGUCAACCGUCACCUUGUGGCCCGAAUUCUAAUUGUCGCGAGGUUAACGAGCAGGCAGUGUGUUCCUGCCGUCAAGAAUUUGAAGGAGCCCCCCCCAACUGCCGACCCCAGUGCACCUCGAGCUCUGAAUGCGCCCCCACCAAGGCAUGUAUCAACCAAAAGUGCGUUGACCCCUGCCCUGGUGUUUGUGGCCAGCAGGCAAUCUGUGAGGUGCGCAACCAUAGUCCAAUCUGUAGGUGUCCCACCGGCAUGUCCGGUGACCCCUUCGUGCGUUGCUUGCCCCGACCAACAAUUCCACCAACGCCCAUGAGGGAUGUAGUCCCUUACCGCGAUCCCUGUCUUCCUUCACCCUGUGGCCUGUACUCAUCGUGCAGGAAUCAACAGGAUCAGGCCGUUUGUUCUUGCUUGCCCAAUUACUUUGGCACUCCGCCGCAUUGUCGUCCCGAGUGCACCAUCAAUGCCGAGUGCCCAAGUCACUUGGCCUGCAUCAGCGAGCGCUGCCGCGAUCCCUGUCCCGGUGCCUGUGGUCAGCAGACCGAGUGCCGAGUCAUCAGUCACGUUCCCAGUUGUGUUUGCCUGCGGGGCUAUGUAGGCAAUGCUUUCCUGGCCUGCCAUCCAGCACCACCCCCACCAGCCCGUGAAGAACCCAGCGAUCCGUGUAAUCCCAGUCCCUGCGGCAGCAAUGCCAUCUGCUCAAAUCAGGGAGAGUGUUCAUGUCUGGCCGAUUAUCAAGGCGAUCCCUACGUGGCCUGCAGACCAGAGUGUGUACUAAGCUCGGAGUGUCCUCGAAAUCUGGCAUGCAUACAUCAGAAAUGCACUGAUCCCUGCCCCGGAACGUGUGGCAGUAAUGCCAUCUGCGAUGUCGUUAACCACAUCGCCAUGUGCCAUUGUCCCGAGCGAAUGACCGGCAAUGCUUUUGUGCAAUGCUCCCCAGUGCAACUGGAUGUAUAUCGCAACCCUUGUAAUCCCUCGCCAUGUGGCUCCAAUGCCGAAUGUCGGGAGCAAAACGGUCAAGCGGUGUGCAGCUGUCUGCCCAACUAUUUUGGUGUGCCUCCCUCUUGUCGACCCGAAUGUAGCACCAACUACGAUUGUCCCCCCAGUUUGGCUUGUCAGAACCAACGGUGUGUCGACCCUUGUCCAGGAUCAUGUGGGGCCUAUGCCGACUGCCGAGUUGUAAGCCACAGUCCUUUCUGUAGUUGCAGACCCGGCUAUACUGGCAAUCCCAUCGUCCAGUGUCAUGUGAUUAGUAAGUUCAAGUGCAUAUCCAAAUUGAAAGAAGACCAUAUAGUUAAUGCCCCGCCUGUAGUUGAACCUCAACGGGAUCUUGUGCCGCAAGAUCCUUGCCAGCCUUCACCCUGUGGACCGAAUAGCGAGUGUCGCCGCGUGGGCGACACACCAUCCUGCUCUUGCCUCUCAAACUUCUUUGGCACACCGCCCAACUGCCGACCCGAAUGUGUCUCCAACUCUGAGUGCAGCCAGUUGCAUGUGUGUAUUAAUAACCGCUGCAAAGAUCCGUGUCCGGGUCUCUGCGGCACUGAUGCCGUAUGUCGGGUGAUCAGUCACAGUGCCAUGUGCUACUGCCAGCCGGGUUACAGCGGCGAUCCAUUCGUCCGUUGUGCACCACAUAUUCAAAGGGAACCGAUUGAGAUUGUGCAACCCUGCAACCCGAAUCCUUGCGGCUCCUUCGCCGAGUGUCGUCAGCAGAAUGGAGUCGGUUCCUGCCAGUGUCUGUCGGAGUAUUUCGGCAAUCCCUACGAGGGAUGUCGACCUGAGUGUGUGCUCGACUCCGAUUGCCCCUCUCAGCUGGCCUGUGUCAAUCAGAAAUGCCGUGAUCCCUGUCCCGGAAGUUGUGGCCAAAAUGCCGAAUGCUUUGUGCGUAAUCACUUGCCAACUUGCAACUGCUUCAGCGGGUAUACGGGUGACCCCUAUCGCUAUUGCAACAUUGAACGGAAACCCAUACGGGAAUACGUCAACCCAUGUCAACCCUCUCCUUGCGGUCCCAACUCUCAGUGUCGCGAGCAGAAUGGUGUGGCCACCUGCUCCUGUUUGCCAGAGUUUGUAGGCCUUCCGCCAGGAUGCCGACCAGAGUGUACCGUCUCCUCAGAGUGUAAUCUUGACAAGGCGUGUGUUCGUCACAAGUGCAUUGAUCCUUGUCCUGGUGCUUGUGGCAGUUCUGCCAAUUGCCAGGUGGUGAACCAUGCUCCACUUUGCUCUUGUCAAGCGGGUUAUACAGGAGAUCCCUUUACCCGUUGCUACCCCAACCCUCCUCCACCUACGCACAUCAUUCACGAUGUAGUGCGGGAUCCUUGCCAACCGUCUCCCUGUGGGGCCAAUGCCCAAUGUAGGCAGUCCCAGGGGCAAGCCACCUGCUCCUGUUUACCCAACUACUUUGGUGUCCCGCCCAAUUGUCGACCCGAGUGCACUCAUAGUUCAGAGUGUCUGUCCAGUCUGGCCUGCAUCAAUCAACGGUGCGCCGAUCCCUGUCCCGGCUCCUGUGCCUACAACGCCAUGUGUCAUGUGCGAAAUCACGUUCCCAGUUGUCAGUGCCCAGUGGGAUAUGUAGGUGAUCCGUUCACCAAUUGCCAACCCCAACCUCAGCCACCACCUAAACCCAUUGCUUUCGACGACCCCUGUAAUCCUUCUCCCUGUGGAUCAAAUGCCCUAUGCCAGAGUGGUCAAUGUUCUUGUAUAGCCGAGUACCAAGGAGACCCGUAUAUUGGCUGUCGUCCGGAGUGCGUUUUGAAUGCAGAUUGUGCGCGAAAUCGAGCUUGCGCUCGUCAUAAGUGUGUGGAUCCUUGUCCAGGAACGUGCGCUCCCAACGCCAUCUGCGAUGUGCUUAACCACAUUGCCAUGUGUCGCUGUCCGGAACAAAUGACAGGCAAUGCCUUCAUCCAGUGUGAAACUCCGCCAAAGUUGCUGACACCACCUGAUCCAUGCUAUCCCUCGCCCUGCGGUCCGAAUAGUCGCUGCCGUGUGUUUAACGACAAUGCUGUUUGCUCCUGCAUUGAGGAUUUCGUUGGCACGCCACCAAAUUGUCGACCAGAGUGUACGCAUAACUCGGACUGCCUACCUAGUCUGGCUUGCCAGAGGCAGCAUUGCAUGGAUCCGUGCCCUGGAACUUGUGGCUUUAAUGCUCUUUGCCAUGUGGUUAACCAUGCACCGAUUUGCAGUUGCCCACCAAGACACAAUGGAAAUCCCUUCCUGGGCUGCUUCCCAGAACCAGUGCGACGUGAUGAAAUUGUUCCAAAGAAUCCAUGCCAACCCUCGCCAUGUGGUCCAUACGCCAAGUGCUCGUCUGUGGGAGACCAGGCGCAGUGCAGCUGCCUGUCCGAAUACAUUGGAACACCGCCCAACUGCCGGCCGGAGUGUGUAACCAAUUCGGAGUGCUCCUUUGAUAAGGCCUGCUUGAACCAACGAUGCCGUGAUCCCUGCCCUGGAACAUGUGGCUCCAAUGCCAAUUGCCAUGUGCUAAGCCAUGCUGCAAUGUGCUACUGCCUACCAGGCUACACUGGCGACCCAUUCACGUCCUGUCGUCAGGUACCAUUGAUCCAGCAAGCCGAGAUAGUUCAACCUUGCUCUCCCAAUCCUUGUGGAGCCAAUGCUGUGUGUCGCCAGGAAGGAAAUGUCGGCUCCUGCCAAUGCCUUCCCGAAUACUACGGAAAUCCAUACGAGAUUUGUCGUCCGGAGUGUGUAACCAAUAACGACUGCCCGGCCCAUAAAUCCUGCCAGCAGAUGAAGUGUCGAGAUCCUUGCCCAGGAGUCUGUGCCCUAAAUGCUUUGUGUCGGGUGAUUAAUCACUUGCCAACUUGUCAUUGUCAGAACGGUUUUGUUGGUGACCCCUACCGCUAUUGCCAAGUUCCCGAGAAACCUGUCCUCAAAGAAUAUGUCAAUCCCUGCCAGCCAUCACCGUGUGGUCCAAACUCCCAGUGCCGAGAAAACAACGAACAGGCCGUCUGCACAUGUCUGCUCGAGUAUGUGGGUGCUCCGCCCAAUUGUCGACCCGAGUGUGUGACCAGUGCAGAGUGUCCUCAUGACAAGGGGUGCAUUAGGCAAAAGUGUAGUGAUCCCUGCCCCGGUGUGUGCGGCUCCAAUGCCGAUUGUCGUGUCAUCCAGCAUGCCCCAAUUUGCAGUUGUCGCCCUGGUUUCACAGGCGAUGCCUUCACUCGCUGCUUGCCCCUGCCACCCCCAAGACCACCACAGUUGGACGUGUAUCGCAAUCCUUGUGUACCCUCGCCGUGUGGACAGUUUGCAGAGUGUCGGGAUAACCAAGGAACUGCUACUUGCAGUUGUCUGCCUUCCUAUUUUGGCACUCCGCCCAACUGUCGCCCCGAGUGUACCAUUAACCCCGACUGCCCCGCUCAUCUAUCCUGCCAACAGCAGCGUUGUCGCGAUCCCUGUCCCGGAGCCUGUGGAUUCAAUGCCUUGUGCACGGUUAUCAAUCACAAUCCCACGUGCCAGUGUGCGCCUGGACUAAUUGGCAACGCCUUCACAUCCUGUUAUGCUCCACCACCAGUUGCAAGGGAUCCCCCCCAAAUAAGUGAUCCUUGUUCUUUGAUUACGUGUGGUGCCAACGCAGUUUGCAAUCAAGGUCAAUGCAGUUGUUUGCCUGAAUUUGUGGGCAACCCAUUAGUGGGAUGUCGUCCAGAAUGUGUGCUGAGCACGGAAUGCGACUGGAACAAGGCAUGCGUAAGAAACAAGUGUGUCGAUCCAUGUCCUGGAACGUGCGGAUCCAAAGCCAUUUGUGAGGUGCACAGACACAUAGCUAUGUGUCACUGUCCACCGGGAAUGACAGGAAAUGCCUUCAGCCAAUGCCGACCUCUACCACCACCUCCAACGCGCGAUGUCGUCGAUCCUUGUCAGCCGUCACCAUGCGGACCAAAUUCCCAGUGUCGCAAUAUCAACGGACAGGCUGUAUGCUCGUGUCUUCCCGACUUUGUUGGAGUCCCACCAUCCUGUCGACCAGAGUGCAUCAGUAAUGCGGAGUGUCCGCUGCACUUGGCUUGUCUCCAACGACAUUGUCGAGAUCCCUGCCCCGGAGUUUGUGGCUUGAACGCUGAAUGUCGAGUGAUUAAUCACAGCCCGAAUUGCCAUUGCAUUGGCUCUUUUACGGGAAAUCCUUUCGUCGCUUGUCACCGACAACCACCACCACUGAUUAGGCAAGACCCUAUUGAUCCUUGUCAUCCAUCUCCGUGUGGAGCUAAUGCUGAAUGCCGUGCACAGGGAAGCAAUGCUCAAUGCAGUUGCCUAGCCGACUUUAUUGGCACCCCGCCCAAUUGCCGACCAGAGUGUGUGUCCAACUCAGAUUGCCCCACGAAUCUUGCUUGCCUGAAUCAGAAGUGCCGCGAUCCCUGCCCAGGUGUCUGUGGCUCCAAUGCUGAGUGUUAUGUGAUUAACCAUACUCCCAUGUGUACGUGCCUUAGUGGACAAACUGGCAAUCCUUUUGUGGGCUGUCAAGUGGUGCGAGAUAUUCCUGAGCCACUUACACCAUGUGUACCCAGUCCUUGUGGAGCCAAUGCUCUCUGUACGGAGACGAAUGGAGCUGGAGCCUGUCAGUGUCUUCCGGAGUUCUUUGGUAAUCCCUAUGAAGGGUGUCGACCCGAGUGUGUGCUUAACUCGGACUGCCCAAGCCAUCUGGCCUGUCUCAAUCAGCAUUGCCGCGAUCCCUGUCCCGGAACCUGUGGUCCAAAUGCCCAGUGCCAAGUGCGCGAUCAUCUGCCGCAAUGCAACUGCCUUACGGGCUACCAGGGAAAUCCCUAUGUCUACUGUAGUGUCCUGCGUGAACCCCUGCCCGAACCCAUUCCCUCACGCCCCUGUCAGCCCUCACCCUGUGGCCCGAACUCCCAGUGCCGUGAGUCGAAUAACCAGGCGAUUUGCAAGUGUCUGCCCGAUUUCAUUGGAUCCCCACCGGCCUGUAGGCCCGAGUGUACUAUCUCCAGCGAGUGCGACCUAACCCUGGCGUGUGUCCAACAACACUGUGUCGAUCCGUGUCCAGGUGUUUGCGGCAGCAGUGCCCAGUGUAGGGUUAUUAACCACAGUCCGCACUGUAGCUGCCUGCCUGGUUACACGGGUGAUGCCAUCAGUGGUUGUCAGCGCAUACCACCCGCAAUUAGCUACGAUGUUCCCAAGGAAACCUACCGCGAUCCAUGUGCUCCCUCUCCCUGUGGCGCCUUUGGACAAUGCCGUGCUCAGGGCAACCAGGCUAUUUGCUCUUGUCUGCCUGGUUACUUUGGAGCUCCUCCCAAUUGCCAGCCGGAGUGCGUGAUUAAUCCGGACUGCGCCUCCCAUUUGGCGUGUAUCAGUGAAAAGUGUCGCGAUCCGUGUCCCGGUUCUUGUGGACUUCUGGCCCAAUGCAACGUCAUUAACCACACACCCAUCUGCAGUUGCCCAUCAGGUUAUCAGGGUAAUCCCUUCGUAAGCUGUCAACGAACUCCUCCACCACCAACUCCUCCCCUUCGCGAUGCCUGUAAUCCCUCGCCUUGUGGCUCCAACGCAAUCUGCAGUUCUGGUGGUCAGUGUUCUUGUCUGCCCGACUUCGAUGGCAAUCCCUAUGUGGGCUGUCGUCCUGAGUGCGUUCUGAACACGGACUGUGCCAGGGACAGAGCCUGCCAGCGCAGCAAGUGCACAGAUCCCUGUCCAGGAGCUUGUGGUGUUGGAGCAGUUUGCGAAGUGCGCAACCAUAUACCCACAUGUAAUUGUCCGCCAGGAACUUCGGGAAACGCUUUCGUCCAGUGUACCGUUGUGCGAUCUUCUCCCGUGGAGCCUUUAAAUCCCUGUCAGCCAUCCCCGUGUGGAAACAAUGCCCAAUGCCGAGUGGCUAGCGAGCAGGCCAUCUGCUCUUGCUUGCCCGGCUACUUUGGUGUCCCUCCAAAAUGUCGCCCCGAGUGCACCGUCAACUCGGACUGUGCCCCGCAUCUAGCCUGCUUAAAUCAGCAGUGCCGCGAUCCUUGUCCUGGAGCAUGUGGGCAGUUUGCUCAAUGCCAGGUCAUUAGGCAUGUGCCGCACUGCAGUUGUCCACCGGGGUACUCAGGCAACGCCUUCUUCCUUUGCCACCGUGUACCGCCUCCACCACCAGUCCAAAGAGAACCGCUGAACCCUUGCUCACCAUCGCCAUGCGGAGCCAAUGCGGAGUGUACUAGUCAGAAUGACAAGGCAAUUUGCAAGUGUCUGAAGGAUUACGUAGGAACACCACCGUACUGUCGACCGGAGUGCAUUACAUCAUCGGAGUGUCCGAAUCAACUGGCUUGCAUUGCCCAGAAAUGCAAGGAUCCUUGUCCUGGACUUUGUGGAAACGCUGCCAGCUGUCAAGUAGUCAGUCACGUGCCUUCGUGCAUCUGCAUUGCGGACUACAUUGGUGACCCCUACACCGGAUGCCAUGCACGACCACAGAUUCAGCGCGAGCAGAUCAAUCCCUGCUUCCAAAACCCUUGCGGAAGCAAUGCCGUGUGCCGGGAGCGAGGUGGAGCCGCUUCAUGCCAGUGUCUACCGGAAUAUUACGGCAAUCCCUACGAGGGAUGUCGACCCGAAUGUGUGCUCAACUCAGACUGUUCGAGCCAUUUGGCUUGCUUAAAUCAACAUUGCCGCGAUCCCUGCCCCGGAAGCUGUGCCCCCAACGCCCAGUGUCAAGUCGUUAACCACGUGCCCAGCUGUAGUUGCUAUCCCGGAUACAGUGGUGAUCCCUAUCGCCACUGUAAUGUGGUCCAGGCGGAACCCGUCCAAGUUGUCCACUUUAAUCCCUGCCAGCCCUCGCCGUGUGGUCCCAACUCUCAGUGCACCGAGUCCCAGGGUCAGGCGGUGUGUCGCUGCCUGCCCGAUUACUUUGGUUCCCCACCAGCUUGUCGUCCCGAGUGCGUCAGUAAUCCCGAAUGUCCCAAUGAUAGAGCCUGCGUGGCCAGAAGGUGCACCGACCCAUGUGUGGGCGCUUGUGGCCAGAAUGCCAUUUGUCGAGCACAUCAACAUAGAGCUCAUUGCUCAUGUCAUCCUGGUUACACAGGAGAUGCCUUUAUGCGCUGUCUUCCCUUGCCUCCGCCCCAACCUGUUCGGGAUUCACCCGUAAUCUACAGAGACCCAUGUGUUCCCUCUCCCUGUGGACAGUUUGCCCAGUGUCGGGUGGAGUACGAGCAAGCCGUGUGCUCCUGCCAGACUUCCUACUUCGGCACUCCUCCUUAUUGCCGGCCCGACUGCACCCAGAACUCAGAUUGUCCCAGUCAUAGGGCUUGUGUCAAUCAAAGGUGCGUGGAUCCUUGCCCUGGGGCUUGUGGUCUAAACGCCCAAUGUGAUGUGCUUAAUCAUGUGCCCACCUGCACAUGUCUCAGAGGUUUCGUGGGAGAUCCCUUCUACCGUUGUUAUCCAGCCCCAACACCUCCUGCAACCCCUGUUACUGUAGUUGCGGAUGAUCCUUGUCAGCCCUCGCCCUGCGGUCCCAAUGCCCAGUGCUCGAACGGCGUCUGCAGCUGUCUGCCCUUGUACCAGGGGGAUCCCUACGUGGGAUGUCGCCCAGAGUGCGUAUUGAGUACGGAGUGUCCGUGGAACAAGGCCUGUAUCCGCAAUCGUUGCCUGGAUCCGUGUCCAGGAACUUGCGGAUCUGGAGCCACGUGUCAGGUGCAUAAUCAUGUUGCCAUUUGUCAGUGUCCGGCUGGUUAUCAGGGCAAUCCGUUUGUACUGUGCCAGCCGACACCUCUACAGGCCCCCAUAGAGCUACAUCCCUGCCAGCCUUCGCCUUGUGGACCCCACGGACAAUGCCGGGAAGUUGGCUCGCAAGCAAUUUGCACUUGCCUGCCCGGCUAUUACGGAAAUCCUCCAGGCUGUCGCCCCGAAUGUGUCAGCGACCCAGAGUGUCCACCCAGCCUGGCUUGUGUGAAUCAAAAGUGCCGCGAUCCCUGUCCAGGAGCUUGUGGUUACAUGGCCCAGUGUCAUGUGAUUAACCACGGUCCGCAGUGUGUUUGCCCCGCUGGCUACACCGGAAGUCCUUACUCUCAGUGCCAGUUGAUCAGGAUAGAUUACACACCAGUUCAGCGCGAACCAAUUGAUCCGUGUUCUCCGACUCCAUGUGGUCCUCAUGCCCAGUGCAGCAAUGAGGGAGGCAAUGCGGUUUGCCGCUGUCAGCCGGAUUAUUUGGGCGUACCACCCUAUUGUCGACCUGAGUGCAUUGCCAACAGUGAAUGUCCCAGUGAUAGGGCCUGUAUCAAUCGGAAGUGUCAAGAUCCAUGCCCAGGACUGUGCGGUUACAAUGCCAUCUGUCGAACAUACAACCACCAGCCAAAUUGUGUUUGUGCUCCUGGAUUAGUGGGCAAUCCCUUCAACUCCUGCCUGCCACCAACACGAAUUGAAGUUUCACCAACACCACCCACAACUGCCAUUCAGGUGCUUCAGUAUGAGGAACCGUUUAUCAAUGGUUGUGAACCCAAUCCCUGUGGAGCAAAUGCUCAAUGCAAGCAGCGAAGAGGAGUAGUCGCUUGCGUCUGCCUGCCUGACUAUUUCGGCAAUCCCUACGAAGCCUGUCGGCCGGAGUGCAUUUUGAACUCCGAUUGUCCCUCAAGUAGAGCUUGUGUGCAGCAAAAAUGUCGAGAUCCGUGUCCCGGCACCUGUGGCCUGAAUGCCGAGUGCUAUGUUCUGGAUCAUCUGCCUCAGUGCAGGUGUUUCAGCGGUUACACUGGAAACCCCUUGGCGUACUGCUCACCUGUUCCUAUAGUCCAGCAAUCCCCAUUGACUCCCUGUGAUCCCUCACCCUGUGGAGCCAAUGCCCAAUGUCACCCGUCAAAUAAUGAAGCCGUAUGCUCCUGUUUACCCGAAUUCUAUGGAACCCCUCCUAACUGUCGACCCGAAUGUACUCUUAACUCAGAGUGUGCUUAUGAUAAGGCUUGUGUUCAUCACAAGUGUGUCGAUCCCUGUCCUGGAAUUUGCGGUAUUAGCGCUGAAUGUCGCGUCCACUACCACAGUCCCAUAUGUUACUGCAUCUCUUCCCAUACGGGUGAUCCGUUCACACGUUGUUACGAGACCCCAAAACCUGUUCAACCCCAAAUAUACGACACACCUUCUCCUCCCUAUCCGGUUGCUAUACCUGAUCUCGUGUACAUACAACAACAACAACCGGGAAUAGUAAAUAUUCCUUCUGCCCCUCAACCUGGAUACCCCGCGUCUCAGCCACCAGUUUUUAAUGUGAACCAUCCAUCACCACAACCAGGAAGUCCACAACAACCCGGAGUAGUUAAUAUACCUUCUGUGUCACAGCCAGUCUACACAUCGCCCCAGCCACCUGUUUACGACGUCAACUACCCGACAACGUUAUAUCCAGUUCCCCAGCAACCCGGUGUUGUAAAUAUUCCUUCUGCACCCCAACCAGUGCCUCCGAUAUCACAGAUACCAGUGUUUAUACCAUCGCCCGUGAAUUCAUCCCCUGCACCUCAGCCUGGAGUUAUCAAUAUUCCUUCAGUGCCGCAACCUGGAUAUCCUUCGCCACAGACCCCUGUUUAUGAUGUAAACUACCCAACUACACCGACUCCAAUUCAACAACCUGGCGUGGUUAAUAUUCCAUCUGUGCCACAUCCAGCAUAUCCUACUCCAAGUCCUCCGACCUAUGAUGUGAACUACCCAACACAACCACCACCAGUACAUCCUGGCACAAUCAAUAUACCUUCUGUGCCACAGCCGACAACUCCAUCACAACCACCUCCCGUUUUUAUACCUUUUCCUGAAAGACCGACGCCAGCUACCCAGCCAGGAGUAAUAAAUAUUCCCUCAGUAGCGCAGCCAGUAUACCCAACACCGCAGUCUCCUAUUUAUGAUGUGAACUAUCCAACUUCCCCGUCUCCCGUUCCUCAGAAGCCUGAAGUGAUAAAUAUUCCCUCAGCACCCCAACCAGUGCAUCCUUUAACAAAUCCUCCAGUUUACGAUGUUAACUAUCCAACGUCAUCACCAAUUCCUCAACAACUAGAGGUUCUUAAUAUACCAUCGCACCCACAGCCGGUGCCACCGUCUCCCCAACCACCUAUAAAUAUACCAUCUAAUGAGACUCCAUCGCCUGCACCACAUCCUGGAAUUAUAAACAUUCCUUCGUUCCAACAACCUGUUUAUCCUACGCCACAUGCCCCUGUUUACGACGUAAACUAUCCAACGUCACCACCAGUGAUAACGCCGCAACCUGGAGUCGUUAACAUUCCAUCGGUGCCGCUGCCAGUGCCUCCGGUUUCUCAACGUCCCGUGUUUAUACCGUCACCUGAAAAUACGACACCUGCUCCUCUACCAGGAGUCAUUAAUAUACCUUCAGUGGCACAGCCAGUGCAUCCAACAUAUCAACCUACGGUUGUGCAACGACCGGCUAUAUACGAUGUGUAUUAUCCACCACCUCCGUCAAGACCGGGUGUGAUCAACAUUCCUUCGCCACCACGUCCUGUAUACCCGGUUCCCCAACAGCCAAUCUACAUACCAGCACCAGUUUUGAACAUACCAUCUCCAAGACCAAUCAUUCAUAACAUUCCUUCAGUACCGCAGCCGACGAACCCACAUCAGAAUCCACCUAUUCAGGAUGUUAUUUAUCCAGCACCAACGCCAACUCAUCCAGCACCUGGAAUAAUUAAUAUUCCUUCGGUGCCUCAACCUGUGCCAUUACCCACUCCUAGUGUAAUUAAUAUUCCGUCGCAACCAUCACCUCCGAUCUCAGUUCCUGGAAUUGUAAACAUUCUCUCGGUUCCACAACCAACGUAUCCUCCUCAAAGCCCACCCAUUCACGAUGUCAGCUAUCCAUCGCCACAGCCAACACCUCAGGCACCAGGAAUAAUUAAUAUUCCUUCGGUGUCUCAACCUGUGCCAUUACCCACCCCUGGUGUGAUCAAUAUACCGUCGCAACCAACGCCGCCGAUCUUAGUGCCAACUCCAGGAAUUGUAAACAUUCCCUCGGUUCCACAACCGACGUAUCCACCUCAAAACCCACCAAUUCACGAUGUCAGCUAUCCAACGCCUCAGCCGGUGCCAUCUCUAACUCCUGGUGUGAUCAAUAUUCCUUCUCAACCAUCCCCACCAGUCUCAGUUGAAAAGCCUGGAAUAAUUAACAUUCCAUCGAUACAACAACCUACAACUCCAACCCCUCAACAUCCGAUACAAAAUGUCCAAUAUGAGACCCAGAGACCACAACCUACCCCUGGAAUAAUCAACAUACCUUCCGUGCCACAACCGACGUAUCCGACUCAAAAGCCAUAUUACCAAGAUGUUUACUACCCAUCUCCACAACCUAAUCCACCGAUUCCGGGAAUUAUUAACGUUCCUUCGUUGCCCCAACCUGUGCCUUCACACAUUCCUGGAGUUAUUAAUGUACCCUCACUACCAUAUCAGCCGGCACCAUCACCAACACCCGGAAUUACCAACAUUCCGUCGGUACCGCAACCUAUACCUUCAACACCGCAAAAUCCUGUCCAGGAGGUACAAUACAAUACUCAGAGACCACAACCUAUUCCUGGCGUGGUCUAUGUCCCAACUGUACCGCAACCAACUCCAGAACGUCCCAACUAUGAUGUGGCAAAGCCCGUUUUCGACUUUAACCCGUGCUAUCCAUCGCCUUGUGGACCCUACUCGCAUUGUCACAAUAGAUUUGGAGUGGCUGCCUGCGUUUGCAUUCCAAACUAUAGUGGAACUCCACCCAAUUGCCGACCAGAAUGCGUUAUUAACUCGGAUUGCCCAUCAGCCUUGGCCUGUAUCAACGAAAAAUGUCGGGAUCCUUGCCCAGGAUCUUGUGCUUACAACGCAGUGUGCCGUGUCCAUGAACAUGUACCGAACUGCUUCUGCCAAACCGGCUACACCGGUAAUCCAUUUGUAUCGUGUCAGCCCACACCGAUAGUCCCUGUUCCACGUGAGCCCAUUGAGGCGAAGGACCCAUGCUAUCCAUCUAUUUGCGGACCGAACGCCGUAUGUAAUAAUGGAAAAUGCAGCUGUAUACCGGAAUAUCAUGGAGAUCCAUAUGUUGGAUGUCGGCCGGAAUGUGUCCUCAAUACGGAUUGUGCCAGGGACAAGGCUUGCAUCCGUCAGAAAUGCCAAGAUCCUUGUCCAGGCACUUGUGGAUUAAAUGCCUUGUGCCAUGUAUACAAUCACGUGGCCAUCUGUACAUGUCCAGAGCAAAUGCAGGGAGAUGCUUUUGUGAGAUGUGACUCAAUACCCAAGCCCAAACCCCCUGUUCCAGCACCACCUACGACUUUGCCUGCUCUCGUACCUCAACCUACCCCGAUUAAUCCCUGCCAGCCAUCACCUUGUGGACCCAAUGCCCAAUGUAGAGCUUAUUAUGAACAGGCGAUUUGCUACUGCUUGCCCGAUUUUAUUGGCACUCCACCCGCUUGUCGUCCGGAGUGUACCUCGAACUCAGACUGUGCCCUUGACAAAUACUGCCUGAAUCUCAGGUGUCGCGAUCCGUGUCCCGGAGCUUGUGGCAUUCGUGCCAUUUGCCAUGUGCAGAACCACGGUCCCUUGUGCGUGUGUCCACCCCAGUUGACGGGUAAUCCGCUGCUGGCUUGCCAACCCAUAGUUAUUCCCCCCGUAGAACGCGAUGAAGUGAAUCCCUGUCAGCCCUCACCCUGUGGUCCUAACUCCGAGUGCCAAGCCGAGUCCGGUGGAGCAAGAUGCUCUUGCCAACCGCAAUACCAUGGCACUCCGCCAUUCUGUCGGCCGGAGUGUGUUAACAGCGCCGAUUGUCCGGCGGAUAAGGCGUGUAGGAAUUACAAGUGCAUUGAUCCGUGCCCCGGCAGUUGUGGUCUCUCUGCUCUGUGUCGCGUGGUGUCACACAGUCCACUGUGCUACUGUCCCGAGGGCUUUGUGGGCAAUGCCUUCAGCCUCUGCACUCGACCAGAGCCAAGUCCACCUGCCGUGGUGAUCCUGCCCUGCAAUCCCAAUCCCUGUGGAGUCAACGCCAUUUGUCUGCCCCGAAAUGAGUUGAGCGUUUGCCAGUGUCUGCCGGGUUACUAUGGCAAUCCGUCUGAGAUCUGCCGACCCGAAUGCACCGUCAACUCGGACUGUCCAAGUCACAGGGCUUGCAUGGGUGAAAAGUGUCGCGACCCCUGUCCCGGGGUUUGUGGCAUCAAUGCCCUUUGUCAGGUCAUUAACCACAGUCCCGUUUGCGAAUGCCACCCGGGUCACGUGGGCAAUCCCUACCAUAGCUGUCGUAUUCCGCAGCAUGAACCCACCGUACCUGAGUAUGUGAAUCCCUGCCAGCCGUCGCCCUGCGGAGCCAAUUCCCAGUGUCGCGAGUCCCAGGGACAGGCCAUCUGCUCCUGCCUGCCGGAGUUUGUGGGCACACCGCCAUCGUGUCGUCCGGAGUGUGUGAUCAGUGCCGAGUGUCCGGCGGACAGGGCGUGCAUCAACCAGAAGUGCCAGGAUCCUUGUCCCGGAGCUUGUGGCUUGAAUGCCCAGUGCCAUGUGCGUAACCACAGUCCGCUGUGCUCGUGUCAACCCGGAUUCACGGGCGAUGCCCUUACCCGCUGUCUGCCCGUUCCGCCCCCGAAGCCUCCGAAAUCUAACGAUAUCCGUGAUCCUUGCGUGCCAUCACCCUGUGGACCGUACUCCCAAUGUCGGGUGGUCAAUGGCGGAGCUAGUUGCAGCUGCCUUCCCAAUUAUGUGGGAGCGGCGCCAUACUGCCGACCGGAGUGCACCAUCAAUGCGGAGUGUCCCAGCAAUAUGGCCUGCAUCAACGAGAAGUGCCGCGAUCCAUGUCCCGGAGCCUGUGGCUUUGCUGCCCAGUGCAAUGUCAUCAAUCAUACGCCCAGUUGCGCCUGUCCCGCAGGCUAUACUGGAGAUCCGUUCACCAGUUGCCGACUGCUGCCACCACCACCGCCCCCGCAAACUCCCUCCGAUCCCUGCCAGCCAUCACCCUGCGGAGCUAAUGCUCUGUGUAACAAUGGUCAGUGCUCUUGCCUGCCGGAGUACCAGGGUGAUCCCUACACCGGAUGCCGCCCCGAGUGUGUUUUGAACGCGGAAUGUCCCAGGAACAGGGCGUGUGUGAACCAGAAGUGCGUGGAUCCUUGUCCAGGACACUGUGCAGCCAAUGCACUCUGCGAUGCCGUCAACCACAUCGCCAUGUGUCACUGCCCGGAAAGGAUGACGGGCAAUGCGUUCGUCUCCUGCCUACCGGUUCGCGAUGAUCCACCGCCACCAACGACUCCUCCCAAUCCCUGCCAGCCCUCGCCGUGCGGAGCCAAUGCCCAGUGUCUGGAGAGGAACGGCAAUGCCAUCUGCUCUUGCCUGGCCGGAUACUUUGGUCAGCCGCCCAAUUGCCGACUGGAGUGCUACUCCAGCUCCGAUUGCGCCCAAGUGCACACGUGCAUCAACAACAAGUGCGUGGACCCGUGUCCGGGCAAAUGUGGCCAGAAUGCCGUAUGCCAGGCGAUCCAGCAUAAGGCACAUUGCGAGUGCAUCCCUAGACACACUGGAAAUGCCUAUGUUUUGUGCAGUCCUAUUCCCAGGAUACCUGAAAUUGUUCGUGAUCCUUGCCAGCCAUCGCCUUGUGGUCCCAACUCCCAGUGCAGAAAUGUGAACGACCAGGCGGAGUGCCGCUGUCUGCCGGAGUUCCAGGGCACCCCGCCGAACUGUCGACCCGAGUGUGACAGCCACGAUGAGUGUGCCAAUACCCUGGCCUGCAUGAAUCAGAAGUGUCGCGAUCCCUGUCCCGGAAGCUGUGGCCAGAGUGCCCAGUGUACGGUCAGCCUUCACACACCCAACUGUCAGUGCCCCGUGGGCAUGACUGGCGAUCCGUUCCGACUUUGCCGGCCCAUACCACGUGAUGAACCCAAACCCCCGCCGACUCCCAAGAAUCCUUGCUACCCCUCGCCAUGCGGCACCAAUGCCGUGUGUCGUGUCCAAGGAGAGAAUUACGUUUGCGAGUGCAGCCAACGGGAGUACAUCGGCAAUCCCUACGAGGGAUGCCGCCCCGAAUGCGUGGGCAAUUCCGAGUGUCCUGCCAAUCAGGCCUGCAUCCGCAGCAAGUGCCAGGAUCCUUGUCCGGGCGUCUGUGGCCUGGAGGCCAUUUGCACCAUGAACAACCACAUACCGAUCUGUUCCUGUCCACCGGGCUACACGGGCAAUGCUUUUGCCCAGUGUACCCGCCAGUUGACUCCACCUACUCCCUCGGAUCCCUGCUAUCCAUCGCCCUGUGGACCCAAUUCGAUUUGCCGGGUGCAGAACGAGAAGGCUGUGUGCGAGUGCCUGCCCGGAUUCCCAGGUAACCCACUGGUUCAGGGCUGUCGUCCGGAGUGCACACUCAGUUCGGAUUGCGCCAAGGAUCGGGCCUGCAUCAACUCCAAGUGCGUGGAUGCCUGCGUGGGAGAGUGCGGAUUCGGAGCCGUUUGCCAGACCAUCAACCACAGUCCCGUGUGCAGCUGUCCGGGCAAUAUGGUGGGCAAUCCGUUUGUCCAGUGCGAGGAACCACGCCAGGCCGAGCCCCUCGAUCCCUGCCAGCCCUCUCCGUGCCAUAGCAAUGGAAUCUGCCGCGUUUACAACGGAGCCGCCACCUGCAGUUAUCCGGAGUGCGUGAUCAACGAGGACUGUUCCCGGGAUAGGGCAUGUGUGAGUCAGAAAUGCCGCGAUCCUUGUCUGAAUGCCUGCGGCAUCAAUGCCAUCUGUCGGGCCAUCAACCACAAGGCCGUGUGCAGCUGUCCGCCGGAGUUCUACGGUUCCCCGUACGCCCAGUGCCUAAGGCAGAUCCCAGAGCAACCGCCCAAGCCGGAAUGCAUCAGCGACGGGGACUGCACCAAUGACAAGGCCUGCAUCAACCAGGUUUGUCGCAAUCCCUGCGAGCAAUCGAACCUCUGCGCCCAACAGGCACGCUGCCAUGUCCAACUCCACCGACCACUGUGCGUCUGCAAUGAGGGAUACACCGGAAACGCCUUGCAGAACUGCUACCUUCUGGGCUGCCGAUCCGACGGAGAAUGUGCCGCCAAUGAGGCCUGCAUUAACCAGCAGUGUGUAGAUCCCUGUGGAUUCACGCAGUGCGGAGAGGGAGCCAUCUGCCGGGCUGACUUCAAUCACCGGGCCAGGUGCCAUUGCCUGGACGGAUACCGCGGCAAUCCUCUGGUGCGUUGCGAACGUCCAGAGUGUCGAUCUGAUGACGAAUGCGCCUUUCAUCUGGCCUGUCGCAAUGAACGUUGCGAGGAUCCCUGCAACUGCGGCAUUGGAGCCCAGUGCCGCGUGGAGAACCAUCGUGCUCAGUGCCGCUGUCCAGCCGGUUUCAGUGGAAACCCGGCCGUAAGAUGUGACCUGGUGCCCACACAACCGGAGGGCUGCACCAUGGACGCCGAGUGUCCCAGCAAGUUGGCCUGCUUCGGUGGCGAGUGCAAGAACCCAUGCGAUGUCACGCAUCCAUGCGGCGCCAAUGCCAUCUGCGAAGUGGUGGACACCCUGCCCCUGCGCACCAUGAUGUGCAGCUGUAUUCGUGGCUUUGUGGGCGAGGCCGACAUUGGAUGUCACAAAGAACCCCCGCGUGAUCAGGGCUGUGUGUCGCAUGAUCAGUGCCAGGAUACGGAAGCCUGUCGCGGCGGAAACUGUGUCAAUCCCUGCCUGGAUGCCUCGCCUUGUGCCCGCUCCGCCCAGUGUUUGGCCCAGCAGCAUCGCGCCAUUUGCAGCUGUCCAGAGAGAACCCAGGGAGAUCCAUUCACCAACUGCUAUGAGCCACCUGAAGUCAAGACUGGCUGCACCCACGAUUCGGAAUGUGAGCCGAACACGGCCUGCAUCAAUAAGCGCUGCCAGGAUCCUUGUGCCGAGGCCAAUCCCUGUGCCGGGAAUGCCGAGUGUCGCGUGCAGAACUCCCGACCGAUUUGCUUCUGUCCAGCUGGUUGGGGUGGUGACCCACAAGUUCAAUGCUACAAACCCGAGUGCAAGAUCAAUGCCGACUGUCCGUAUGACAAGACCUGCUUGAACGAGAACUGCGUGGAUCCCUGCACCCAUGGCCAGGUGCGCUGCGGCAGUGGAGCCCAGUGCCUGGCGCAGAACCACCAGGCGGUGUGCAUCUGCCCAACCGGAACGCAGGGCAAUCCCUUCGUCUCCUGCAUCACGGGACACUGUCAGUACAACGAGGAUUGUGCGGAUCACGAGGCCUGCGAUCGAUUGAAUCGCGUGUGCCGACCUGUUUGCGAUCAGGAGACCUGUGCCCUGAAUGCCCUCUGUGUGGGUCGUCGCCAUCAGCCGCAGUGCGAGUGCCGACCCGGAUACCAGGGCAAUCCGCAUGUGCAGUGCGAUAUACCGGUGAAGACUCCCAAGCCUCAGUGUGUCCAGGAUGCCGACUGUCCCUCCAAAUUAGCCUGCAUCAAUGAACGUUGUGCGGAUCCCUGUGCCACUCCCAAUGUGUGCACUCCGCAACAGACCUGCACGGUCUUGGACACCCUGCCAAAGCGAGCCAUGGCCUGCAAGUGUCCCGGCGACACGGUGACGGAUGUCUCCCGCAACUGCGUGCCCAUCAAUGUGCCCAAGGUCGUCACCGGCUGUCAGCACAACUCAGAGUGUGCCAAUCCCGAGAUCUGCUCGAAUGGAAAUUGCCUGGAUGCCUGCCGACUGGAGAGGUGUGGCGUGAAUGCCCAGUGCACCGCCAGGGAUCACUACGCUCAGUGUAGUUGCCCGAAGGGCUACCAAGGUAAUCCGCGCAUCGAGUGCUCUACAACGGAGGUGGAUAGGCCACGAAUCCCCAAUCCAGGCUGCUUACGCAACGAUGAUUGCCCCAGGGAUCAGAUUUGUCGCAACGAGAUCUGCGAGAGUCCCUGUUCCUCGGAUGCCUGUGGCAUCGGCGCCUACUGCCAUGUGCAGCAGCGCAAGGCCAUCUGCCGCUGUCCACCUGGAUAUUCCGGAAACCCACAAGAUCGCUGUCUGCCACCAUCCGAUGUGAUAACCGUGGGCUGCAAAUCCAGCACCGACUGCCCCUCGACGGAGGCGUGUAUCAACACCCAGUGCGUGAGUCCCUGCAACUGCGGUCCGAAUGCCGAGUGCACGGUGAAGAACCACCAUCCGAUCUGCUACUGCAAGCCCGGAUUCUCGGGCAACGCCCAGUUUGGAUGCUCCCCGAUUGGCUGCCAGUCGGACGACGAGUGCAGUGGGGACAGGCAGUGCGUGAACCGGGAGUGCAUCAACCCAUGCCUGGCCAGCGAUCCGUGUGCCCUGAAUGCCGAGUGCUACGGACGCAACCAUCGCGCCCAUUGCCGCUGUCCGGUAGGAUUGGAGGGUGAUCCGUUUGUGCGCUGCCUGCGCUUGGAAUGCCACUCCGAUUACGACUGCGCCUCGAACCUGGCCUGCGUGUCCAACGAAUGCGUGAGCCCGUGUGGUGAGAGGAGGAAUCCGUGUGCCCAGAAUGCCAUCUGCCAGGCGCUGCAGCAUCGCGCUGUUUGCCGUUGUCCGGACCAAAUGCCGCGGGGUAAUCCGUUCAGCUACUGUGAGGCUCUACCUGUGAAGCCAGUGUGCCGCGAUGAUGGAGACUGCCCCAGUGGACUGGCCUGCAUCGACGACAAGUGCCAGAACCCGUGCACAGUGCUCACGCCCUGCCAUCCGACUGCCCAGUGCAGUGCUCUGGACAGCGUGCCCGUGCGAACGAUGGUCUGCGAGUGUGCGGAGUACGAGGUGCCCGAUGCCAGUGGAGCGUGCCGCAAGCUGGUGCCGCCCCGCCAACCCGGCUGCGAGAGCGACCAGGACUGUCCCGACCAGGAGGCCUGCAUCCAUGCCCAGUGCCGCAAUCCGUGCAACUGCGGCAACAACGCCGUCUGCCAGGUGACCCAACAUCGCGCCGUGUGCAGCUGCCAGGAUGGAUUCGAGGGCAAUCCCUAUGCCUCCUGUCGCUCCAUCGGAUGCCGAGUAGAUGGCGAAUGCGAUUCCGGCAAGGCCUGCAUCAAUGGCGACUGCAUCAACCCGUGCCUGAUCAACGAUCCCUGUGGACCCAAUGCCGAGUGCUAUGUGCAGUCCAAUCGGGCCCAGUGCCGCUGCCUGAGUGGCUACCGGGGCAAUCCGUACGAGCGUUGCCGCGUCAUCGGCUGCAGCAGCAACAACGACUGUCCCACGGACAAGACCUGCCAGAACGAGCAGUGCGUGAACCCCUGCGUCUACCACAACCCAUGUGCCCCGCGUGCGGAGUGCCGGGCGCAGAAUCACCUGGCCGUUUGCCGUUGCCCUGCCGAAUUCCUGGGUAAUCCCUACGUGGACUGCCGGCCACCGCCGCAGCCAAUCUGCCAGCUGGACACCGAUUGUCCCGGCCGCCAGGCCUGCAUUAACGAACAGUGCGUGGAUCCCUGCCUGGUGCUGGAACCAUGCCAGCGACCUGCCCUCUGCGAGGUGACCCCCACAUCGCCGGUGCGCACGAUGCUCUGCAUCUGUCCGGAUGGCUAUGUGAGCCGUGGAAAGGGAGGCUGCAAGCCCACCCAGGGAGUCAAGGAUGUGGGAGGCUGCAUCUCGGACGCAGACUGUCCGGCGGACAAGUCCUGUCUGAAUAGCGUGUGCCGAGAUCCGUGCAAUUGCGGCUUGAAUGCCGAAUGCCGGAUCAAGGAUCACAAGCCUGUGUGCACCUGCCGCCAAGGAUUCGAGGGUAACCCCGAGUUCGAGUGCGCUAAGAUCGAGUGCAGCAUCAACUCUGACUGCCCGGGCACCCAUCUGUGCCGCAAUCAACUCUGCAUCCCCGCCUGCCAGGGCGAACAGUGCGGCUCGAAUGCCCAGUGCCUGGCCAUUGAGCACCGUGCCGUUUGCGAGUGCAUCCCAGGACAUGGCGGUAACGCCAGGAUUGCUUGUACUCCACUGGGAUGUCGCUCUGACGAUGAAUGUCCCACGGACAAGGCGUGCGUCAAUGGCAAAUGCAACGAUCCCUGCACAACCACGGCGAUCUGUGGCCAAGACGAGCUGUGCAAGGUGUACCAGCACCGACCGCAGUGCGCCUGCCCACCGGGCACCGUGCCCGGACGGAACGGCUGUGAGUCGGAGCGCCAUGUGCCCAUCUGCAUCAGCGAUGCGGACUGUCCCAGCCAGCGGGCCUGCCUGCGAGGCGAAUGUGUCAAUCCCUGCAAUGCCACCCAGCCGUGCGGAGUGAAUGCCUUCUGCAGUGUCCGGGAUACUUUGCCCGUGAGGACCAUGAUCUGCGAGUGCCUGGAGGGCUACACCGGCAACCCAGCCGUGCAGUGCGACAAGCGCUCGCUGUGCGUCAUCGAGAAGGGAUUCGUGCGAGAUGUGGACGGACAAUGUGUCUGCCCACCUGGAACCGCGCUGGACAUCUACGAAUACUGCACGCCGUGCCGAGAGGAGCAGGGCUACCGCAUCGACGAGAGUGGUCACUGUGUGUGCGCCUUGGAGCGUGGCAUGGUGAUCGAUGAGCGCGGCCGCUGCACUUGUCCCAUUGAGCUGGGCUACCGCCUGACUCCACGUGGCGAAUGCCAACCGGAGGAGCCGCCAGAGUGCACGACCAACGAUCAGUGCGCCGAUAACCGCUACUGCAACCUGGACACCAAGACCUGCGAGGAUCCCUGCCUGACCAAGGUGUGCGGAGUGAAUGCCUUCUGCAAUGCCGUGAAUCACCGAGCCCAGUGCCAGUGCAUCACUGGCUACACGGGCAACCCGGAGCUGCACUGCAACCACACCAAUUUCCGCACCGACUUCCCACGACCCGACAUGGUGGUCAGCUGUCUGGCCGAUGGCGUCCAAGUGGAGAUCCACAUCACGGAGCCAGGAUUCAAUGGAGUGCUGUACGUGAAGGGCCACAGCAAGGACGAGGACUGCCGACGGGUGGUCAACCUGGCCGGGGAGACCGUUCCCCGUACCGAGAACUUCCGCGUCCACUUCGGCAGCUGCGGCAUGCAAGCAGUUAAGGAUGUGGCCAGCUUCGUGCUGGUCAUCCAGAAGCAUCCCAAGCUGGUCACCUACAAGGCCCAGGCGUACAACAUCAAGUGUGUCUACCAGACUGGCGAGAAGAAUGUGACCCUAGGAUUCAACGUGUCCAUGCUGACGACGGCCGGAACCAUUGCCAACACAGGACCACCGCCCAUCUGCCAGAUGCGCAUCAUCACCAACGAGGGCGAGGAGAUUAACUCGGCCGAGAUCGGAGACAAUCUCAAGUUGCAAGUGGAUGUGGAGCCAGCCACCAUUUAUGGAGGCUUUGCCCGCUCUUGCAUUGCCAAAACGAUGGAGGAUAAUGUGCAGAAUGAAUAUCUGGUCACGGAUGAGAAUGGCUGUGCCACGGAUACCAGUAUUUUCGGAAACUGGGAAUACAAUCCGGACACAAACAGCCUGCUGGCCAGUUUCAAUGCCUUCAAGUUCCCAUCGAGCGACAACAUCCGCUUCCAGUGCAACAUAAGAGUCUGCUUUGGACGCUGCCAGCCCGUCAACUGUGGUGGCUACAACGCCUUCGGGCGACGUCGUCGCUCCAUUGCGGACAACUCCACCGAUACGACCGCCAUUGCCACGAAUUCGGGUGUGGAGGGUCAACUGCGCGAGGAGAUCACCAUUUCCUCGAAUGCCAUUCUGACAUUCGAGAAGCGCAGCGGUCAAGGCCUGAAUGAUGCCAACAUCAAACCGGCGGCUCAGAGAGUCGAGGAUAUCUGCGUGUCGAUGGUGGGUCUGAUCAUUGCCCUGGUCAUCACGGCCCUGCUGGCCCUCGUAGCCGUCGCAGUGGCUGUGUCCUGCUGGCUGAUGGCCUACAGGAGGAGGCCCAAGACAAUUGCGCCCCUGCCCCAUCCGCCGGAAUUCCCCAACCCGCUGUUCGCCAAUCCCGACGCUGUGCCCGAGCCAACGCCGGAUUACAUCUCCUAAAUGUAAUGUAACGUAAAAAUACACUGACACAACAAACACACACCUAGCUAUAUCUUUAGUCUGUAAGAAAAUCAAAAGAAUAUGAAAAUUAUGUGAAUAUUUGAAAGGCAAGUGCAAAAAGUUGUGCAAAAAUGCAAAACAGAUCAAAUCGCGAAAGAAUAUCAAGAAAAAAAGGAAAAACAAAAGUACAUUUGUGAGCUGAAAGUAAAUAUUCGGCAAUGUUGGCCGUAAAACGAAACUAUGAAAGAUUGAACUAUUGUAAAAAGCAAAAUUGACGAAGCGAGAAUCGCAUGAACAAUGCAUGAAAGUAAUUUAGUAGCUUAAGAAAAUAAUUUUAUUAAUUGUAUUAACGUUUAGUAUUCUCCUUCCUACUAACAUGAGAAUUCCGCGUAGUGUUUGUACGUUUAGCUGCCACAUAGAGUCCACAAACUGCCAAACAUAGAGAGUGCAGCUACAAACGAAUUCUCGUCCUUUAACGACAACUUCUUCAUUAGUCGAGUAUUAAUAUUAAUACUGUUAUAUAUUAAACUAAAGACUUCCUAUAAAUAUUUAGGGUGUGGGUAGUAGCAACGACACUUUGUAUUAUAGCACAGACACACGCAACUGCAACUACUUCCUGUAAUUUAGAACUCAACUAGCCCGUUAAAAUUGAAAACUGCCUUUAAUUUCCAACAAAACCGAACAAUGCACCCCAGAAUACUCUCUAGCAGUAUGUAAGAGAUCGGUGGGACUUUAUUCCACGUGCUUAAUAUAUAACCACUGGACAAUAUGCCAACGAUUGUCUCAGUUGGAUUGUACACAGGCUAAAGAGUUAGAAAACACACACACACACACACUCCGAAGAACAUAGAUACUCUAUCCAGCUUAAGGCACGUGGGAACAGUCCCAACAAGAUCUAGGCACCAACUCAAUCGAAAGAAUAGGGAACAGAACUAUAACUGCCACUGAGGCGUCAUCAGCGCACAAAAGAUACUUAUCUAUUGCAUAGGAAAUACUAGGUUUGUUUUAAUUUUAAUCGCAACAACGACUAAUGGAGGAUUUGAUUUUGACCACUAUCCCUCGACCACUUGUACUUGUACUACACACUCUACUAUGAUUAACCAUUAUUUUUGUAGUUUUUUAGUCAAUUAAUAUUAAAUUGUUGUGAUUGUUUUUAAUGCAAAAGAGAUACUUCCACUAACUUACUAAUAUGUAGAGACAAAAGUAUAGAGAGUACUUAAAAAGGCAACGAACCAGCGCCCCUGCCCCGCCCCCUUUUUCGUUUUCCAUGGGGAAAAGCACACCACUGUCAACGCGCCGGAAACUAUGCAGCGAAUUUCCGUUUCCGGCGACCGUUUUACAGAGCAAGUCUUCUCCUGAUGCGAUUAUAGUUAAGGGGGAACUGAGGCACCUGGCCUGGAUAAUUAAAUUAUUAAAAAUGAAGUUUUUAAUUAAUAUUAUUAAACGUAAACAAAAUGUAUAGUCACUACUUUAAGAAGAAACUGAAUUUUCUUUAUAGUAAAAUACCAUACAAAAUAAACUCGCACUCAGACACGUACACAAAGAGACAGAAUUUGUAAAUAAUACACAGGCAAACUCUAUGGUAUUUUUAGUAGCGCAUUAUUGUGUAUAGGUUUCUACACGACGUUGACUCUCAAAUCCGAACUAAAUCACAGCCUAACCUUAACCAAUGCCAGGCAUAAAAUUAUUUUCUUAAUUCCAUAACCAACACAUACAUAAAGAAGUGCACAAAUGCAGCAACCAACCGCCUCGUUCACAACUACCAAACACUUUUAUUUUUCUUUACAAGAACCGCUUAUAAAUCUGACCCCAAACUAGUGUUACAUUGAACAUAGACAAAACUUUUUGCACUGGCAGCAAAUAUAAAAGAGAAAUAAUAAUAAAGAAUAAGAACCGAUCUUAUUGUAAAAAGAAAAACAAUAGUUAAAUUGUACUUAUAAAGAAAUGUAUUUAAAAAGGAAAAACGAGAAACGAAAAUAAUUGUAAUCGCUUAUUGUAAACUAAUAAAUAAAUAAAUAUAAAUAAACAAA